Messenger RNA from Anguilla rostrata (American eel), 61803 nucleotides. Its product is annotated as titin-like. Gene Ontology annotation, molecular function: ATP binding; protein binding; protein kinase activity. Lineage: Eukaryota; Metazoa; Chordata; Actinopteri; Anguilliformes; Anguillidae. The transcript has 109 exons. Gene Ontology annotation, cellular component: M band. The record is from RefSeq and is a predicted model, not a curated record. Gene Ontology annotation, biological process: sarcomere organization; protein phosphorylation; cardiac muscle tissue development. Bases 79 to 60756 code for a protein of 20225 amino acids.
GAGCCCCCUGGUUCAGAUAUUGUAUUUGAAGUUGAGCUGAACAAAGACCGAGUUCAAGUAAAAUGGCUGAGGAACAACAUGAUGAUUGUCCAGGGUGACAAGUACCAGAUGAUGAGUGAGGGCAAGGUUCACCGUCUCCAGGUGUGUGAGAUCAGGCCUCGUGACCAGGGCGAGUAUAGAAUCAUUGCCAAGGACAAAGAUGCCAGAGCCAAGCUAGAACUUGCAGCUGUUCCUACAAUCAAGACUAUGGAUCAGAACCUGGAGACUGAUGUUGGAAAGCCCAUUGUUAUGAUGGUUCCCUAUGAUGCUUAUCCUCAAGCUGAGGCUGAAUGGUUUUUCAAUGGCAUUAGCCUGCCAAAGCAGAACUUCGACACAUCCUCUGACAGAACUGACUACAGGCUAAAGGACCCAAAGAAGUCUGACCAAGGCCGAUACAAGAUUGUCAUCAAGAACAAACAUGGAAAAGGAGAGGCAUCCAUCAACCUGGAUGUUAUUGAUGUUCCUGGGCCUGUGAAGAACCUGAAAGUUGUGGACACAGCUGAUGGGGAGGUCAGUCUUGCCUGGGAUGAGCCUGAGAGUGAUGGUGGGAGCAAAAUCAUUGGCUAUGCGGUGGAGAGGCGUGAUGUGAAGCGCAAGACAUGGACCCUGGCCACUGACCGUGUUGAUGGUACCGAGUACUGUGUGACGGGACUACAGAGGGACUCCAUGUACUUCUUCCGUGUAUGUGCUCGCAACAGGGUGGGCAGUGGACCCAAUGUGGAGACAGACAAACCUGUCCAAGCCAAGAACAGGUUUGAUGUUCCUGAAGCACCGCAGAAUGUUAAGGUUGAAAACGUGAAUAAAUUUGGGGCAACCAUCUCCUGGGAUCCCCCACUGUUUGAUGGUGGAUCUGAAAUCACUGCUUACAUCAUUGAGCUGCGAGACCGGACGUCGGUGAAGUGGGCACCAGUUAUGGUGACCAAACCUGAGGACCGCACGGCCGUAAUCAAUGAAGUUGCGGAGAACAAGGAAUACAUUUUCCGUGUUAGAGCUGAAAACAAGGCUGGAGUUGGAAAGCCAAGCGCAGCCACUAAUCCAGUCAAGAUCAUGGACCCCAUUGAGAGGCCAAGUCCACCAUUGAAUUUUAAAUACUCUGACCAGACAAGGGACUCUGUCCAGUUGACAUGGGACACCCCCUUGAAAGAUGGAGGCAGUAUGAUCACAGGCUACAUUAUUGAGAAAUGUGAAGAUGGCACAGAUAAGUGGCUCAGAUGUAAUGCCCGGCUCUGCCAGGACCUUUGCUACAAGGUGUAUGGCCUGAAACAUGGACAGAAGUACCACUAUAGAGUGUUUGCUGAGAAUGCAGCUGGAAUUUCAGACCCAGCUGACACAAUUGGGCCUCUCCUGGCAGAUGAUCCACAUUUUGCCCCUACUAUGGAUCUCAGUGCAUUCAAGGAUGGCCUGGAGGUGAUUGUCCCUCACCCCCUUACUAUUCGCAUUCCUAUUACUGGGUACCCCACACCCACGGUCAAGUGGAGUAUGGGAGGCACAGCAUUGACUCCUGGAGACCGUGUGUCUAUGACUACCAAGGCAACUUUCACAGAGCUAAUUAUCACUCCCAGUGUGCGCCCAGACAAGGGCAGGUACACAGUUCACCUGGAGAACGAUGUGACCGCAGUCUCAGGAGAGAUUGAUGUGAAUGUCAUCGCUUCCCCAAGUGCACCCAGAGACUUCAAAGCUGCAGAGGUUACAAGAAGACAUGUUCAUCUCAUGUGGGAGGCACCAGAACAUGAUGGUGGAAGCCCACUGACUGGCUACCAGAUUGAAAAGCGGGAUGUGUCUCGCAAGACCUGGGUCAAGGUCAUUUCUGGUGUACAAGACCUGGAGUAUACUGUCACAGAUGUAACUGAAGGCAAAGAGUACUUGUUCAGAGUUAUUGCCUGCAACAAGUGUGGCCCCGGAGAGCCUGCCUACCUUGAUGAACCAGUUAAUGUAUCUUCCCCAGCCACUGUGCCGGACCCACCUGAGAAUUUGAAAUGGAGAGACAAGUCUGCCAAUGGAAUCUUCCUAUCCUGGGAGCCUCCAAAGUAUGAUGGUGGUUCUGCAAUUAAGGGCUACAUUGUUGACAAGUGCCAGCGUGGCUCUGACAAAUGGGAGCCCUGUGGAGAGACUGUGCCUGAGCUAAAAUUCCAAGUGACUGGUCUCACAGAGGGCCAGUGGUAUGCCUACCGUGUUAGAGCCUUGAACAAACUGGGGGCUAGCAGACCUUGCAGGGCUACAGAUGAGAUUCUGGCUGUGGAUCCGAAAGUUCCUCCAGAGAUACUCUUAGAUGUGAAACUGCUCACUGGUUUGACUGCGAAGGCUGGGACCAAGAUUGAGCUGCCCGCUGAUGUAAUUGGAAAACCAGAGCCGAAAAUCACCUGGACUAAGGCUGAUCUUGUCCUUAAAAAAGAUGACAGAGUCUCCAUUGAAACCAAGCCGGGUCACUCUACAGUCACUAUAGCCAAGACAAAGAGAGAUGACACAGCUACCUAUAUCAUCGAGGCUGUAAACAGCAGUGGCCGAGCUACUGCAACAGUGGAUGUCAACAUUCUUGAUAAGCCUGGCCCUCCAGCUGCCUUUGACAUUUCUGAGAUCACCAACGAAUCCUGCUUACUGGCAUGGAACCCUCCCAGAGAUGAUGGUGGCUCAAAGGUCACUAAUUACAUUGUGGAGAGGAGGGCUACAGACAGUGAAGUCUGGCACAAACUCUCUUCUACUAUAAAGCCGACCACCUUCAAGGCCUGCAACUUGGUUGCUCAUAAAGAAUAUGUCUUCAGAGUGUUUGCUGAGAACCAGUAUGGCAUUGGUCCUUUUGCAGAACAUGUUCCAAUUGUGGCCCGUUACUCCUUUGACCCACCUGGUGCUCCAACUAAACUGGAGCCCUCAGAUAUUGCGAAGGACUCCUUGACCUUGACAUGGUAUGAGCCUGAUGAGGAUGGCGGCAGUCCUAUUACUGGGUACUGGGUGGAGAGGUUAGACCCAGACAGUGAUAAAUGGAUCAGAUGUAACAAGCUGCCCAUCAAGGACACCACAUUCAGAGUGAAAGGACUGCCCACAAAGAAGAAGUAUAAGUUCCGUGUCUUGGCUGAGAAUCUCGCUGGACCUGGAAAACCAAGCAAGGAGAGCAACCUGAUCUUGGUUAAGAAUCCAAUUGAUCCUCCUUGGCCUCCUGGGAAACCAACUGUCAAAGACGUUACUAAGACUUCUGCCUUCUUGCAAUGGACUAAGCCUGAGCACGAUGGCGGGGCCAAGAUCGAGUCCUAUGUAAUUGAAUUGCUGAAGAGUGGAACUGUAGACUGGGUCCGUGUGGCUGAUGGUGUGCCCAGGCUUGAGCACUUCCUGACGGGACUGAUGGAGAAGCAGGAGUAUUCCUUCCGUGUCAGAGCAGUCAAUAGUGCUGGAGAGAGUGAACCCAGUGAACCCAGUGAUCCUGUUCUCUGCAAGGAGAGACUCUAUCCCCCUUCACCUCCACGUUGGCUCACAGUGCUUAACGUCAGCAAAAACAGUGCUGACCUGAAAUGGACAGCCCCUGAGAAAGAUGGGGGAUCCCCCAUCACAAACUACAUUGUGGAGAAGAGAGAUGCAAGGCGCAAGGGCUGGCAGGCAGUGGACACCACUGUGAAGGAAACCAAUUACACAGUCACUCCACUAAAUGAGGGCUCUUUGUAUUUGUUCCGAAUUGCGGCUGAGAAUGCUGUCGGACAAAGUGAAUAUUGUGAAUUGGAGGACUCUGUACUGGCCAAAGACACUUUCACAACCCCUGGACCACCAUUUGCUCUGACUGUGGUAGAGGUGACAAAGACACAUGUUGACCUGAAAUGGGAAGCUCCUAAGAAUGAUGGUGGAAGACCUAUUAAAAGAUAUGUAAUUGAGAAGAAAGAAAAGCUGGGCACUCGCUGGGUGAAGUCAGCAAAGACAUCAGGACCAGACUGCAAAUAUAGAGUUACCGAUGUCAUUGAAGGAACUGAGGUUCAGUUCCAGGUUCGUGCUGAGAAUGAAGCUGGUGUUGGACAUCCAAGUGAACCAACAGACAUUCUGAAAAUUGAAGAUCCAACAGGUCCACCAUCUCCUCCUCUGGAGCUGCAUGUGACUGAUGCUAGCAGAGAUCACAUCUCCAUUGCAUGGAAACCACCAGAGAAUAAUGGCGGCAGUCCCAUCAUGGGCUACCACAUUGAGCUUUGUGAAGCCGGCACUGAAAAGUGGAUGAGAGUCAACUCACGCCCUGUAAAAGAGCUCAAAUACAAGGCAGAGGAAGGCAUCAUUCCAGAGAAAGAGUACAUCAUGAGAGUUCGUGCAGUGAAUGCUGUUGGUGUCAGCGAACCCUCUGAGAUUUCUGAAAAUGUCUUUGCAAAAGACUCGGAUUGCAACCCUACCCUUGAGCUACAGAGUCAAGAUGUUAUAGUGGUAGAGGGUGAGAAGUUGCAUCUCCCUGUUGUGUAUAGAGCUGUACCACAGCCAAAGGUAUCUUGGCACAAAGAUGGGAAGGAACUGAAGGCUGACAAUAGGCUAACCUUCAGGUCUGAAUAUCUUGCAACUCACUUGGAGGUUGCAAACUCCUUGCAUGCUGAUGCCGGCACAUAUACCAUAAACCUGGAGAACAAGCUUGGAUCAACCACUGGAACAAUUAAUGUUAAAGUUGUUGGUUUGCCUGGGCCAUGCAAGGAUAUUUCAGCCAGUGAAAUCACCAAGAAUUCCUGCAAGAUCUCAUGGGAGCCUCCAGAUAGUGAUGGUGGGAGCCCCAUUUUACACUAUUGUCUGCAGCGUAGAGAGGCUGGCAGGAGAACCUAUGUUGCUGUGAUGUCAGGAGAGAAUAAACUGAGCUGGCCUGUCAAAGACCUUAUACCAAAUGGAGAGUAUUACUUCCGUGUCAAAGCUGUGAACAAGAUAGGUGGUGGAGAGUUUAUAGAGCUCCGCAACCCUGUGAUUGCUGAGGAUCAGAAGCAGCGCCCAGAUCCACCCAUUGAUGUUGAAAUACACAAUCCUAGCUCAAACUCCAUGACAUUGACGUGGAAGCCUCCGUUGUAUGAUGGUGGAUCCAAAAUCAUGGGCUACAUUCUGGAGAAGAUGAAGAAGGGUGAUGACAAGUUUGAGAGAUGCAAUGAUUUUCUAGUGCCUGUUUUGUCUUACACUGUCAAAGGCCUGAUAACAGGCAAGGAAUAUCAGUUCCGUGUGCGUGCUGAAAACGCUGCUGGAGUUAGCGAUCCCUCCAGAAGCACACCCCUGGUCAAGGCUAUUGAUGCUGUUGAACAACCCAAGGUUUUCCUUAGCGGAAACCUGCAAUCCGGCUUGAUCGUCAAGAAAGGUGGGGAUAUUAGACUGGAUGCCUGCAUCUCUGGAUCUCCAUAUCCGACUGUCUCAUGGCUGAAGAAUAAUUGGACCAUUACGCCAGAGCCAAUGAAGAAGAGACCAGAGAAACCCAUUGUGAAGAAGAAGAAGGAUGGUCCUGAGGUGCCAGAGGUGCCUUCCUAUCCUUCCCUACAAGAGCGUCUUGCCAUUGAUCUUAGGAAGAAGGGAGAAUCAAGGUUAAUCGUACAGAACUCCAUUAGAGAUGACCAUGGUGUGUUUACCAUUAAAGUGGAGAAUGAUCAUGGAGUUGCAAGUGCAUCCUGUGAAGUCAUUGUGCUUGAUGUGCCUGGACCUCCGGUUAAUUUAGUCUUUGAAGACAUCAGAAGUAACUCUGUCCUUUGUAAAUGGAGUCCACCUCUGGAUGAUGGUGGCAGUGAAAUCCUGAACUACAUCGUGGAGCAAAAAGACAACUCCAAGGCUGAAAUUGGAUGGAUAAACGUGACUUCUACUCUGAGGGGAUGCAAAUACCCUGUGACAAAGCUAAUUGAAGGGAAAGAAUACCUCUUCCGUGUUGCAGCUGAAAACAAAUUUGGCAGAGGGACCCCGUGUGUAUCGGCUCCAGUUCUAGCAAAGAAUCCCUUUGAUCCUCCGGAGGCACCUGACAAGCCAGAAAUUGAGGACAUUACUGCUAAUAGUAUGCUUGUUACCUGGAAUGAACCAAAAGACAAUGGCAGUCCCAUUUUAGGCUACUGGAUCGAGCGACGUGAAAUCAACAGUACACACUGGGCCAGAGUAAACCGUAGUAUACAUAAGUCACGAGAAAUUAGAGUUGAAGGCCUUAUUGAAAGUUUGACUUAUAUAUUCAGGGUCUGUGCUGAAAACUUAGCUGGACCUGGAAAGUUCAGCGUACCAUCUGAUCCGAAGACUGCACAACAUCCGAUCUCACCACCUGGUCCACCAACUCCGAGGAUUGUUGAUACUACUCAGUUCUCCAUUGACGUGGCUUGGGAUCCACCUAAAGACAAUGGUGGUGGAGAUAUUCUGGGGUACCAUGUUGAUAAAGUUCUGGCGGGAACAAAAGAUUGGUCCCGUGCCACAGACAGGCUAUGGAAGGACCAAAAGUUUACCAUGUGUGGAGUAAGAGAGGGUGCAAAAUACAUUGUUCGUGUGAUAGCUGUCAAUGCAGCAGGGGAAGGACCACCUGGGUUGACUGAACCUGUAAUAGUCAGAGAACCUCAAGAGCCUGCAUUUGUGGAGCUUGACAUUUCUGUUAGGAAUGGUGUUACUAUCAUGGCUGGUGAAACACUAAAGUUGCCUGCACUUGUGAAGGGUAGACCUCCACCAUAUGUUGUGUGGACAAAGGAUGAUGGAAAACUUGACAAAGACAGAGUUGUUAUUGAAUCUGUUGACAAGAACAGUAUACUUACUAUUGAGAAAAUCACAAGAAAGGAUCCUGGCAAGUACCAAAUCACUGCAAAGAACAGCAGCGGUGCCAAAUCUGCUUGGACCAGAGUUGAAGUAAUGGAUGUUCCUGGGCCCGUGCUUGAGCUGAAGCCUGUCAUUGUCAACAGAAAGAUGAUUUUUUUGAACUGGUCUGAUCCUGAAGAUGAUGGUGGAAGUGCUAUCACUGGUUUCAUAAUUGAAAGAAAGGAUGCAAAGAUGCACACGUGGAGACAGCCAAUAGACACCCCUGCCUCCAAAUGCGAAAUUGUAGGUAUUGUUGGAGGACAGGAAUAUACAUUCCGUGUGAUUGCGAAGAACAAGUAUGGAUUGGGAACCCCAGUUGUGAUUGGCCCUAUUCUUGCAGUGGAUCCAAAAGGUCCACCAACUUCCCCAGAGAGAUUCGACUACAAUGAGAGGACUAAGUCAUCUGUAACUCUGUGCUGGAGACCUCCUCGUAAUGAUGGAGGAAGCCCCAUUUUGGGUUACUUUGUUGAGAAGAAGAGGAAAGAUGCACCAGCAUUUGAGCCUGCCAAUAAGGAGAUUUGCAAGGACCUCACGUUGACAGUGGAUAAACUUUCAGAACUUCAUAUGUAUGAAUUCCGCGUGAAGGCAGUGAAUGAGAUUGGGGAGAGUGAGCCUUCACUUCCACUAAAUGUUAUCAUUCAAGAUGAUGAAGUUGCCCCGACCUUGACAAUGUUGAGGCACUUCAGGGGAGAUACACUAAACAUCAAGAAAGGAGAACCCAUUGAAAUCCCUGCUGAGGUUACAGGGUUACCAUUUCCAAAAGUGGAAUGGUUUAAGGAUGAAGUUGUUAUUGAUAAACCAGCCAAGCCACUUUCGAUCCAGACCGAGAUGAUGAACAGAACAACAGCUAAAACCAGCCUUAAUGUCCCUGAAGGUGUCAGAAAAGACAGAGGGCUAUACACAGUUAUGGCCUCAAACCGUCUUGGAUCGGUUAAUCACUCAGUCACAGUGGAGGUGUUCGACCGCCCAACGCCACCAAAAAAUAUUGUGCUUUCUAACAUCAAAGCUGAAUCUUGUUACCUGACUUGGGACGCUCCUGUGGAUAAUGGAGGCAGUGAGAUCACAAAUUAUAUUAUUGACAAGCGAGAUGCCAAGAAGGAGGGCUCUGAUUGGGAGGAGCUUAAUAACAGCAUAAUUGAUAGGCGAUAUGGGGUUUGGACACUGGAAAAUGGUGGUACAUACCAAUUCAGAAUAAGAGCUGAGAACAGAUAUGGCAUCAGUGACAGCUGUGAAUCAGAAGUUGUCAAUAUCAAGGAUCCUUUCAGUCUCGCUGGUCCACCAGGGAAGCCAGUGGUUGCCAAGCACACUAAGGACUCCAUGCUUGUGACAUGGGAGCCUCCUCUUGACGAUGGAGGAUCCACAAUUACAGGCUACUGGCUUGAGAAGAAAGAGAAAGGAUCUGCUUACUGGGCUCGUGUGAACAGGACUCCCAUCUCAAAACGCGGUUUGAAAGGCUGGGAAUUCAGUGUGCCUCGUCUAAUUGAAGGUGUUGAAUACCAAUUCCGUGUAAUGGCCUGCAAUGCAGCUGGUGUUGGACCCCCGAGUGAACCAUCAGAUCCUGUAUUAGCUGUGGAACCUCUCUAUCCUCCUGGCAUGCCAUCAACCCCAGAAAUUGAUGAUGUAACUAAGGACAGUGUGACUCUUUCUUGGAAUCCUCCAGAGAACGACGGUGGCAGACCUAUUAAAGGCUAUAUCAUUGAAAAACAGGAUGAGGGCACAUCUGAAUGGUCAAGAGUGAAUGAACCAGACCAGCUGCAUCCAACCACCAAAUUCACUGUUCCGAAUCUCAGAGAACUGAAAAAGUACAGGUUCAGAGUUAUUGCAGUUAAUGAUAUUGGUGAAUCUGAGCCAAGUCCCAAAACAUAUGAUGUCCUUGUCAAGGAAAUUCAAGAGGAGCCAAAGAUCACUGUGGAUGUUAACGUACAAGACCUGCUGUUUUGCAAAGCUGGUUCCACAAUCAGAAUCCCUGCUACCGUCAAAGGACGCCCCAUUCCAAAAGUUACAUGGGAGUUUGAAGGAGGAGCAAAGACCGAAAUGAAAGAUCGUAUUCAUGUCCUCCCAGUUGACUCGGAAAUUCAGUCGGCUGAAACAACAUCAACAAUCACGAUCCCUGUGUGCAACAGAAGCCAUUCAGGGAGAUACACUAUCACAGCCAAAAACAAGGCUGGCCAGAAAUCUGCUAAUGUUAGAGUCAAUGUAUUUGAUGUGCCAGGGCCUCCCAAAGAAUUAAAAGUUACUGAUGUUACAAGAAGUACUUGCAGACUUAUAUGGAAACUUCCUGAUAAUGAUGGUGGUGAGAGAAUCAAGAGUUACUUCAUUGAGAAGAAGGCUGUGGGAGGGAAGGCCUGGACAAAGGUCAACCCUGCUUGUGCUAGUCAGGCUUUUGUUGUCCCUGACCUCCUUGAGGGACAGGAGUACCUGUUCCGUGUCCGUGCAGAGAAUCGCUUAGGAUUGGGACCACACGCAGAGACUACUGAAGGCGCUAAGGCUAGAGAUCCCAUCUAUCCCCCUGAUCCUCCCACAAAGGUCAAAAUUAAUCUUGUGACUAAGGACACAGUAACACUGACUUGGGUGCCACCUAAGAACAAUGGAGGGGCUCCUGUGACACACUACAUCAUUGAGCGCUUAAGCUGGGACACCAGUGGAAAGGAAAAGGAAACCUGGAAACAGUGCAAUAAGCGUGAUGUUGAGGAGACCACAUUCAAGGUUGAAGACCUAAAAGAGGGUGGAGAGUAUGAGUUCCGUGUCAAGGCUGUUAACGAGGCUGGUGCAAGCAGACCAUCUGCUACUGCUGGACCAAUCAUUGUAAAAGACCAGACAUGUGCACCUACUAUCGAACUCAAAGAGUUCAUGGAAGGAGUGGAAGGAACUGAUAUCAACAUUGUUGCUAAGGUUAAGGGCUGUCCAUUCCCUACCCUAACUUGGCAAAAGGCUUCACUUCAUAAGACUGAUGAUAAGCGUGAUGUUCAAUAUGAUCAACAUGUCAACAAGCUUGUGUCUGAUGAUAAAUGUACACUGCUGAUGCAACAGAGCAAGAGAGAAGAUACUGGUCUAUACACGCUCACUGCGAGUAACAGCCUUGGGAAGGCCUCCAAAGAGAUUAGACUCACAGUCCUGGGACGUCCUGGGCCACCAAUUGGACCCAUAAAGUUUGAGGAAAUCUUUGCUGAAAGAAUUACCCUCUCCUGGCAACCACCCAAAGAUGAUGGUGGUUCAGCAAUCACCAACUAUGUUGUUGAAAAACGAGAAGACAAUAGGAAGUCAUGGGUUCAUGUUUCUGAUGCACCAAAAGAGUGCCUGUAUACAGUCCAAAGACUGACAGAGGGCCAUGAAUAUGUGUUCCGUGUUAUGGCCCAAAAUAAAUAUGGAGUCGGCCCACCCCUCAACAGUGAACCUGAGAAAGCCAGAAAUCUUUUUACUGUCCCUGGCCAGUGUGACAAGCCAACUGUCACAGAUGUUACUCGGGACUCCAUGACAGUUCACUGGGAAGAGCCAGAAUAUGAUGGUGGAUCUAUGGUCACUGGCUACUGGUUAGAGCGCAAAGAGACAACAUCCAAGCGUUGGACGAGAGUGAACCGUGAUCCAAUCAGGAUUAUGCCCCUUGGUGUGUCCUUCAAUGUGACUGGUCUUAUUGAGGGAUCCCAAUACCAGUUCCGUGUGUCAGCCAUCAAUGCUGCAGGAUGUGGGCUUCCAAGUUUACCUUCAGAUCCUGUUACUGCUAGAGACCCCAUUGCACCACCUGGACCUCCUUUGCCUAAAGUAACUGACUGGACUAAGUCAACUGUUGAUUUGGACUGGAUUCCUCCACUAAAUGAUGGUGGGUCAAAGAUUACCGGAUACUUUGUAGAAUAUAAAGAAGAGGGAAAAGAAGAAUGGGAAAAAGCCAAAGAUAGAGAAAUAAGAGGCACUAAGUUUGUGGUUAGUGGACUGAAAGAGCUUGGACUUUACAGAUUUAGAGUCAGAGCAGUAAAUGCAGCAGGUGUGGGUGAACCUGGUGAAGUCUCUGAAGUGAUUCAAGUUAAGGACCGGACAAUUGCUCCUGAGGUGGACCUGGAUGCUUCUGUGAAGGAGAAGAUUGUUGUUCAUGCCGGCGGCGUGAUCCGGAUCUUAGCCUAUGUGUCCGGCAAGCCUGCACCCCAGAUCACAUGGAACAGAGAUGACGCUCCAAUUCCUGAAGAAGCUGUUGUUGAGACUACUGCCAUAAGUUCUGCUCUGGUGAUCAAGAAAUGUCAGCGAAAACAUCAAGGUAUAUAUACCUUGAGUGUUAAGAAUGAAGGUGGUGAAAGAAAGAAAAACAUCAUUGUUGAAGUACUGGAUGUCCCUGGCCCAGUUGGGAGACCCUUUACAGGCGAAAACCUCACUAAUGACUCAUGCAAGUUAAUAUGGUCCUCCCCUGAAGAUGAUGGUGGAUCAGCCAUCACAAACUACGUCAUUGAGAAGCGUGAAUCUGACCUCAGGGGAUGGACAGCUGUGUCCUACACUGUCACCAGACACAAUGCUGUUGUACAGGGUCUACUUGAUGGAAAAUCCUAUUUCUUCAGAAUUGCUGCUGAGAAUAUCAUUGGAAUGGGGCCAUUUAUUGAAACAACUUCCCCAGUGACUAUCAAGGAUCCUAUCUCUGUCCCUGAGCGCCCUGAGGAUCUGGAGGUCACAGCCAUUACAAAGGAUUCAGUCAGCGUGAUUUGGAGACCACCUAAGUAUGAUGGAGGCUCUGAAAUUACCUCAUAUGUUUUGGAAGCUCGUCAAAUUGGACAAGACCAUUUCACCCCUGUCACUAAGGACAAGCUUUUGGAAAGAAAAUACACUCACACUGGUCUUAAGGAGGGUUCCUGCUAUGAGUUCCGUGUUAGUGCUGUGAAUGUAGUGGGUCAAGGCAAACCUUCCUUCUGCACUAAACCGGUCACUUGCAAAGAUGAGCUUGAACCCCCCAAACUUGACCUGGAAUUCCAUGACAAGCUUAUUGUCCGUGCUGGCAAGCCUUGCACUCUCCAAGGUCGCUUUAGUGGAAAACCAGCACCAUCCAUUAAAUGGACUAAGAAUGAUGAGGAGCUGAAAUCAGAUGACCACAUCUCUUUAACGACUGCUCAUAACACAUUGUGCUUGAGCAUUGCCAAAGCUAAGCGUGAAGACAGUGGCCAAUACUGUGUGCUUGUGGAGAACAGUACUGGCUCACGUAAAGGGAUCUGUAAUGUGACUGUUGUCGAUCGCCCACAGCCCCCUGAGGGCCCAGUUGUCUUUGAUGAGGUUUACAGAGAUCAUAUGGUAAUUUCCUGGAAGCCCCCCCUCGAUGAUGGUGGAAGUGCAAUUACUAACUAUAUUGUUGAGAAGAGAGAUACAAACAGAGAUCUUUGGAUGCCUGUGACAUCUUCUGCUACAAGGACAUCAUGCAGAGUGCCCAAACUCAUUGAAGGAAGAGACUAUAUCAUAAGAAUCUGUGCACAAAACGUUUAUGGAAUUAGUGAACCACGGCUUUCCGCAGAGAUGAGAGCCAAAGAUAUAUUCAGAGUUCCUGAGGCUCCCAAGCAGCCUGUAGUGAAAGAAGUAUACAAAGAUACUGUUCUGCUGACUUGGAACCAGCCUCGUGAUGGUGGCAAACCCAUUACAAACUACAUUGUAGAGAAGAGGGAAACUAUGUCAAACAGAUGGACACGUGCUGGCACGGACCGUAUUUAUCCUGACCCAGAGUACUGGGUUCCAGAUCUUCUUCGUGGCUGUGAAUAUGAGUUCCGGGUCAUGGCAGAGAAUGAAGUUGGUGUUGGUGACCCUAGUCCGCCAUCCAAGCCUGUCUUUGCCAAAGAUCCAGUUGUGGUCCCAAGCCCUCCUGUACUCCUAGAAGCCGUGGACAAGACAAAGAAUUCAGUAACACUGUCCUGGAAGCCCCCACUCAAUGAUGGUGGGGGCAAGAUCAUUGGCUAUUUCAUUGAGUAUCUGAAGGCUGGCCAGGAAGAGUGGUUGAAGGUCAAUGAGACUGCUGAAUCAUGCCCAGAAACAAAGUUCAAAGUUGGCAACCUUGAAGACGAUCAACUGUAUCGGUUUAGAGUUAUGGCUGUGAAUUCUGCAGGUGCUUCUGAACCUGCUGAUGUCAAGGAACCAGUGAGGGCACAGGAUAGACUUGAACCACCAGAGCUGGACCUUGAGGCUGGUAUGCCUCGUGAGCUUCGUGCCAUGGCAGGAACUCUUAUCAAAAUUAGGGCUGGGAUCAAGGGCAUACCUUUCCCCAAAGUUACAUGGAAGAAGAAUGAUGCAGAUAUUCCUCCAAGGGCUGAAAUUACAGUCACUGGUGUGGGAAGCAAACUGGAAAUGCGUUAUUGUAACCGAUCUGACUCUGGAGAUUACAGUCUAACUGCUGAAAAUCCUUCCGGAUCAAAGACAGCAAUAUGCACAGUGCUUGUGUUAGAUAAACCUGGUCCUCCACAAAAUCUGAGGGUUUCUGAGGUCAGAAGUGAUUCAGCCUAUCUUUCUUGGAAAGACCCAGAAGAUAAUGGAGGAGCUCGUAUUACCAAUUUUGUGGUGGAAAAGAAAGAUGUGGCCUCAGCACAGUGGGUACCUGUCUGCUCCUCAUCCAAGAAGCGCAGCAUGACGGCUAAGCACUUGAUGGAGGGAACACAGUAUGUGUUCCGUGUUGCUGCUGAAAAUCAGUUUGGCAGAAGUGAAUAUGUUACAACAACAAAAGCCAUCAAAGCAAUCGAUCCUUUGUUCCCACCUGGUCCACCAAAGAAUCUGCAUCAUGUAGAUGCAGACAAAACUGAAGUCUGGCUUCAGUGGAAUUGGCCAGAUCGCACAGGAGGCAGUGAUAUUACUGGUUUCUUAGUGGAAUACCAAGUGGAAGGAGAGAAAGACUGGACCGUCUUCAAAACUGUCAGCAUUCCUGAAUGUCAUGUAACUGGACUGGAGGAGGGAAAGACAUACAGAUUCCGUGUUAAAGCAGAAAAUGCCAUUGGCUUGAGUCGUCCUGACACCACAGUACCAGUACUCUGCCAGGAGAAACUUGUGCCACCGACCGUUGAAGUGGAUGUGAAACUAAUUGAAGGUAUUAUUGUGAAAGCUGGAACUACAAUCAGACUCCCUGCAAUUAUGAGAGGCAUCCCUAUCCCCACUGCUAAAUGGAUGAUUGACGGCAGUGAAAUCAAAAGUGAAGGCAAUGUCAAAGUUGACACUGAUCAUUAUUCAACAAUCCUCACUAUAAGUGAGUGUACAAGAAAUGAUACAGGAGUUUAUCUUCUCACAGUUUCAAACCCCGCUGGAAGCAAGACAGUUGCAUUGCAUGUGACAGUUCUUGAUGUCCCAGCCCCACCUGUUGGCCCAGUUAAUAUCCUAGAAGUGACACCUGAGUACAUGAUAAUUGACUGGCGUCCUCCCAAGGAUGAUGGUGGAAGCCCUGUAAUGAAUUACAUUGUUGAGAAAAGAGAAUCGAAGAAAGAGACAUGGGGAGGCGUGAGCUCAGGUAGUACCAGUACAAAAGUUAAAAUCCCUCGUUUACAGAAGGGCUGUGAAUAUAUUAUUCGUAUUCGAGCAGAAAACAAGAUUGGUAUAGGUGCACCCCUUGAAAGCGCUCCAACUGUUGCUCAACAUAUGUUUGAACCACCUAGCCAUCCAGGUAAACCAAACACAUCUGAUAUCGCAGAAAAUGCUGUGACUGUUAGUUGGACUAUGCCAUUGUGUGAUGGUGGUAGUCCAAUCACUGGCUACAUAAUUGAGCGAAGACACAAGGAAGGAAAAUGGAUUCGUGUGAACAAGACUCCUGUAAAGGAACUCAGAUACAGGGUCCUUGGACUUUUUGAAGGUAACAGUUAUGAGUUCAGAGUCUUUGCAGAAAAUAUUGCUGGCUUCAGUGGACCUUCUCCUGUGUCAGACCCAGUUAAGCCAUCUCGACCAAUAACAGUACCUGGACCACCAGUAAACCCUAAAUUGAAGGACUGGAGCAAAUCCUCUGCUGACUUAGUAUGGACAAAGCCAACAAGAGAUGGAGGCAGUCCCAUAUUAGGUUAUAUCAUUGAGUGCCAGAAAGCAGACAGUACUGAAUGGGAAAGAAUCAACAAGGAUGAUCUUAUUAAGCAGUGCGCAUUUAGAGUGUCAGGCCUAAUUGAAGGCACAGAAUAUAGGUUCCGUGUUAGAGCCUCCAAUAUGAUAGGAGAUGGUGAGCCUAGAGAACUUCCUGAAUCACUUAUUGCCAAAGACAUCUGCCUUCCCCCAGAAAUUGAACUUGAAGUUGGAUGCCGUGACCAUUUGACUGUCAGAGUAGGCCAGAAUAUUAAUAUUAUAGCUCAUGUUAAGGCCAGACCUGAUCCAGAGAUUACCUGGUGCAAGGAUGAGGUAGUAUUGGAAAAAGAUAAACGCAUUUCUUUUACUAGUAACUUCCCUCUUGUCAAUAUUAUCAUCAAAGAAGCAACAAGAGCAGAUUAUGGAAAAUAUGUCAUUAAAGCUAAAAAUGACAGUGGUGAAGCACAAGCUACAAUUACAGUGAAUGUGCUUGACAGGCCUGGACAGUGUCGAGGUCUGAAGACAACCUAUGUGACUAAAGAUUCUUGUGUGGUAUCAUGGGAGAAUCCAGAAGACAAUGGAGGCACAGAAAUUACGAACUAUAUUGUUGAGUGCCGUGAGCCCAGUCAAAGGGCAUGGUCAAUGGUUUCAUCAGAUUGCACUAACCGCCUCCUUAAGGCAAAGCUUUUGGAAAAUCGUGAAUAUUUCUUCCGCGUCUGUGCAGAGAACAAAUGUGGCCUUGGACUAGCAAUAGAGACUAAAACACCAAUUCUUGCUAUUGACCCAAUUUCAAAGCCUGGUGAGCCAGAGAACUUCCAUAUCACUGAAAUUGGCAAGAACUUUGUCUUCCUUAAAUGGCGAAGACCAGACUAUGAUGGCGGCAGCCCCAACCUCGCAUACCAUGUGGAAAGGAAAUCUAAAGAUGCUACUGAGUGGGAAAAACUGCACAAAGGUGCAAUAAAGGAAACAUACUUUAUGGUUGACAAAUGUACGGAAAACCAAAUAUACCAGUUCAGAGUACAAACCACAAAUGAGGGUGGAGAGAGUAACUGGGUGAAAACAGCUGAAACACUUGUCAAAGAAGAAAUACAGAAACCCGUUCUUGACAUCAAGUUAGCUGGAGCCCUUGUGGUAAAAGCUGGUGACUCAAUCAGAAUGGAAGCAGGACUCAGAGGGAAACCUCAACCUGAAGUUAAAUGGGUGAAGGACAAGGAUACAGGGGAAUUUGGACAGAGUCCAAGAAUUAGCGUUGAAACUGGUGCCGACUAUUCUAAGUUCCUUAUGACUAAGUCUAAACGUGGAGACUCUGGAAAAUAUGUGGUCACUGCUACAAAUUCUGCUGGAAGCUUCACUGCUUAUGCAACUGUGAAUGUGCUGGACGUUCCCGGUCCUGUCAGAGACUUAAAAGUGUCUGGCAUUUCUGUGGACAGAUGUAGAGUGGUAUGGGAUCCCCCAGAGGACGAUGGUGGCUGUGAGGUUCAGAGUUACAUUUUAGAGAAAUGUGAGACAAGAAGAAUGGUUUGGUCUACUUACUCUGCAUCUUUAGUUACAAACUAUGCUAAUGUGACUCGCCUCGUGGAAGGAAAUGAAUACAUCUUCAGGGUGCGAGCAGAGAAUAAAAUGGGUACUGGCCCUCCAAUGGAGAGCAAACCCAUUGUUGCCAAGACACAAUUCAACAGACCUGGUCCUCCUGAUCCACCAGAAGUCACUAAGAUUGGAAAGGAUGAAAUGACAGUUGUAUGGGCUCCCCCUGAGAAUAAUGGUGGGAAGUCCAUCACUGGUUAUAUUUUAGAAAGAAAGGAAAAACGUGCUGUACGAUGGGUUCCUGUUACAAAGAGCCCUAUACCAGAAAGGCGCAUGAAAGUUAAUAACUUACUUCCUAAUCAUGAAUAUCAGUUUCGCGUCAAGGCUGAAAAUGAAGUUGGAUUGGGAGAGCCAAGUAAACCUUCCCGAUCUGUUGCCGCAAAGGACCCAAUUGAACCUCCAGGUCCUCCAGGCAGUUUGAAGGUGGUUGACAGCACAACGUCCUCAGUCACACUUGGGUGGGCAAAACCUGUGUAUGAUGGUGGUGCUCCCAUUAUUGGCUACAUGGUUGAAAUGAGACUGAAAGGUGAAAGUGAUAAGCCAGAGGAAGGCUGGAAGAAAUGUAAUACUGGUGGUCCGUUGGUCCUGACAGAAUUUACCAUUCCAAAUCUAGAUGAAAAACUGGAGUAUGAAUUCCGUGUUUCGGCACAAAAUCAGGUUGGCAUAGGUCGUCCUGCACAGCUUAAAGAUGCUGUAAUGCCAAAGGAAAUACUAGAGGCACCUGAAAUAGAUUUGGAUGCUAGUCUGCGAAAAGUUCUUAAAGUCAGAGCUGGAUGUCCUAUUAGGCUCUUUGCCACAAUCAGAGGAAGACCCACACCUAAAGUAACCUGGAAAAGAGUUGGAAUUGAUAAUGUCGUCAGGAAGGGUCAUGUGGAUCUGGUUGACACAAUGACAUUCCUGGUCAUCCCUGAAAGCACACGUGAUGACUCUGGAAAAUAUUCCUUAACACUUUCCAGCCCAGCUGGGGAGAAGGCUGUGUUUGUACAUGUCAAAGUUCUAGAUACUCCAGGACCUGUAGCAGGACUGGAAGCAACUGAUGUCACCAAAGUGUCUGCCCAGGUUACUUGGUCUCCUCCUGAGAACGAUGGUGGCAGUCCAGUCACACACUACUCACUUGAAAAGCGUGAAGUUGACAGAAAGACAUGGACUAAUGUCACCAACGAUUUGAAAAAGACAAGUUUCAAAAUCACCAAUCUCACACCAGGCAUUGAAUACUAUUUCAGGGUUACUGCAGUUAACAAAUAUGGUCCUGGUGUGCCAAAAGAUUCUCCAAAGUCCUACCUGGCAACUGAUCCUAUCAGUGAACCUGACCCACCGAAGAAGAUGGAAAUACUGGACAUUUCACGAAACAGUGCAGUGCUGGGAUGGAUUAAACCACUGAGAGAUGGAGGAGCGAAGAUAAAUGGUUAUGUUGUUGAUUACUUGGAGGAAGGUCAACCUGAGGACAAAUGGACACCAUACUCAGUUGUAAAAGAUUUAAGUAUUGUUGUUGUUGGACUGAAGGAGGGCAAGAAGUACAAAUUCAGAGUUGCAGCAAGAAAUGCAGUGGGCUGCAGUCUGCCAAGAGAAGCUGAGGGAGUGUUUGAGAUCAAAGAGCAGCUGUUGGCACCAAAAAUUAUUAUGCCUGAAGUUGUGACCGCGAAGGCAGGAUCAAAGCUGAAAAUCGAGGCUCUUGUCUCUGGAAAGCCAGCGCCAGUAUGUAAAUGGAUGCGAGGAAAUGAGGAUGUUGUUACAUCCGAUCGCCUUUCAAUUAAAAAAUCUCCAAACUAUUGUUUGCUGUUUAUAAAAGAUGUCUCAAGAAUGGACAGUGGUUACUACAGCCUGUCUGCCGAGAACAGCACAGCAAAAGUCAAUCAGAUACUGAGAGUCAUCAUAAUGGAUAUCCCUGGUCCACCAGAACCACCAUUUGAGAUUAGUGAUGUGGAUAUUGAUUCGUGCGCACUCACCUGGCACGCACCUCGUGAAGAUGGCGGAAGCAACAUCACUAACUAUGUGGUUGAGAAGUGUGAUGUGAGCAGAGGUGACUGGGUUACUGCUUCUGCAUCCUGUACCGCAACCAACUGCAGAGUAGGAAAGCUCACAAAAGGAAACGAGUAUCUGUUCCGUGUUCGGGCUGAGAAUCGCUUUGGCAUCUCAGCACCUAUUGUUUCUGAGAAGAUGGUUGCUAAGUUCUCUUUUGAUGUACCUAGUGAACCAAGGAACUGCUGUGUCAGCAAAAUCAACAAGGAUAAUGUGUUUUUGACAUGGGACACACCAACCACUGAUGGUGGCAGUCCUAUUACUGGAUAUAUCAUUGAACGUAAAGAGAGAAACAGCCUCCUUUGGGUCCAGGCAAAUGAAACUGCUGUACGUUCCACUGAAUACACAUGUACUGGCCUUAUCGAAAGAUUGGAAUAUACUUUCAGGGUGUCAGCCCUCAAUCGUGCUGGACAGGGUAAACCAAGCAAACAGACUGAAUUCAUCACAGCAAGAAUGCCUGUCGAUCCACCUGGCAAACCGGAAGUCUUGGACGUGACCAAGAGUUCAGUUUCACUUCUCUGGGCCCGUCCAAACAAUGAUGGAGGUAGCAAAAUCCUUGGAUAUUAUGUUGAAGCCAUGAAGAUUCCUGAAGAGAAAUGGGUGCGAUGCAAUGCAAACUAUCAGAAUGUGCCCACGGAAGAGUAUACUGCAACUGGACUGGAAGAAGGAGCUCAAUACCAGUUCAGAGUAAUUGCCAAGACAGCAAUAAACAUCAGCCCACCAUCUGAACUCUCAGAUCCAAUCCUAGUGUUGGCUGAGAAUGUUCCACCAAGAGUGGAGAUUGGACUUCACAUGAAGAACCUGAUCAUAGUGAAGGCUGGAGAAAAUGUUUGUCUUGAAGCUGAAGUGUUUGGCAAGCCAAUGCCAAAGGUUACAUGGAAGAGAGAUGGGCAAUUGGUGGAAGUAGUUGAAGGGACCAAAAUCACACAGAAGAGGCAUCUGUGCCUUCUGGAAAUGUUCUCAGUGACAAGAAAAGAGACUGGAGAUUACACCAUUCUGGCCGAGAAUGCAAGUGGCAGCAAGUCAGGCUCCAUUAAGCUGAAGGUUCUUGACAAGCCUGGACCACCAGCCUCUAUCAAGAUUGGCAAUGUGUAUGCAGAUCGUGUCAAGCUGAGGUGGGAACCACCUCUUGCAGAUGGAGGAUCAGAAAUUACCAACUAUAUUGUUGACAAACGUGAAACAAGCAGACCUAACUGGGCUCAAGUCACAGCUAAUAUCAAUGGCCAGCUCACUGACUGCUCUGUGGAGAGGCUGAUUGAAGGCCAUGAGUACCAAUUUCGUGUCAGUGCUGAGAACAAGUAUGGUGUUGGUGACCCCAUCCUGACUGAGCCUAUUGUUGCAAAGAAUCCAUAUGAUGUCCCUGGACCUUGUGAUCCUCCUAUUAUUACCAACGUCACAAAAGACCAUAUGACUGUAAGUUGGAAGGCACCUGCUGAUGAUGGUCAAGCUCCUAUUCUUGGAUACAUGGUGGAGAAGCGUGAAAGCCAAGAAGUGAAUUGGGCUAAAGUCAACAGAAGGCCUGUGAUUGAUAGAACUAUUAAGGCUGGUGGUCUCACAGAGGGAUCUGAGUAUGAAUUCAGAGUUAUUGCUAUCAACAAAGCUGGCCCAGGAAAGCCAAGUGAUCCAUCCAGAGCUGCUGCUGCACUUGAUCCUGUGUAUCCCCCAGGACCACCAGCAUUCCCAAAAGUUAUUGACACAACACACAGUUCAAUUAGUCUGGCCUGGACAAAACCAGCUUAUGAUGGUGGCUGUGAGAUCCUAGGCUACCUGGUUGAGUGCAAACGAGCAGAUUCGGAUGACUGGUUAAAGUGCAACCUGCCCAAAAAUCUACAAGACACAAAGUAUGUUGUUACCGGACUUCUUGAUAACACAGAAUACCAGUUCCGUGUGUCUGCUGUGAACAAGAUUGGGUUCAGUGAUCCAAGUGACGUUCCUGAAAAACACCUUGCAAAGGACAUUUUGAUUGCUCCAGAGGCAGAACUUAGUGCCGAUCUUAGGAAAGCCCUGGUGCUGCGUGCUGGAGUCACAAUGAGACUCUAUGUCCCGCUGAGGGGCCGUCCUCCUCCAAAGGUGACCUGGGCCAAGGUUAAUGCAAACCUAAAGGAAAGAGAAGGGCAUAUGAUUAAGACCUCAGAAUGGGACACACUAUUAUAUGUCGAAGGUGUAACUAGAUACGAUGCAGGCAAAUACACCUUGACUCUGGAGAACAGCAGUGGAGUGAAGACCUACACAAUUGUCGUAAAGGUUCUCGACACUCCUGGACCACCAGUGAAUUUGAUUGUCAAGGAGACAUCAAAAACCCAUGCAUCAAUCGCUUGGGAUGUUCCUGUAAUUGAUGGUGGAAGCCCUGUGAAGAGUUACAUUGUUGAAAAACGUGAUCCUGAAAGAAAAGCCUGGUCCACAGUGGCAACUGAUUGCCCCAAAACAUCUUUCAGAAUUACUAAUUUGGAAGCAGGCAAACUCUACUGUUUCAGAGUCUUGGCUGAAAAUGAAUAUGGAAUUGGGGAGGCAUGUGAGACAGCUGGCGCUGUAAGAGCGUCUGAAAAACCUGGACCUGUUGUGGACUUUAAAGCCUUACUGGUCACCAAAGAUUCAUGCACCCUUAGCUGGAAGAAGCCAGUCAGUGAUGGUGGGAGUCACAUUAUUGCGUAUGUGCUAGAAGUAAUGGAAGAAGUAGAUAAAUGGAAGGAGCUGGUGAGAUCAAAGAACAUGCAGUACAAUGCUAAAGAUCUUGUGGAAGGAAAGGAAUAUUCCUUCAGAGUAAAAGCAGUGAAUGAGGCAGGAGAUAGUGAAACACAGGAGCUUAACGUUGUUGCCAAAGACCAAAUAGUCCUACCUGAAUUUGACUUGAGCGGCUUGCCAGAUAUGUGCUACAUUGCAAAGGAGGGAACUACCGUGCGCCUCAAUAUUCCCAUAAUUGGAAAGCCUGCACCUACUGUCACAUGGAAGAAGGGAGAUGCUACUUUAACUGACAGUGGAAGAAUCUCUGUUGAGUCUACUGCUGUCAGCACAACUCUUCUGAUACGUGAUUGCCAAAGGGGUGAUGCGGCAAAAUACUCAAUUACUCUUAAAAACACAGGAGGCACCAAAGAUGCAACUAUUCUUGUGAAGGUGGUCGGAAAACCUGGAAUACCCACAGGACCUAUCAAGUUUGAUGAAGUCACUGCAGAUGGAAUCACUUUGGAAUGGGGUGCACCAAAGGAUGAUGGUGGAUCAGAAAUAUCCAAUUACAUUCUGGAGAAGAGGGUGUCAACAGCUAACAAGUGGGUUACUUGUGCUUCAGCUAUACAGAAAACAACCAUGAGAGUUACAAGGCUUCAUGAAGGAACUGAAUACAUCUUCAGAGUAGCGGCAGAAAACAAAUAUGGAGUUGGAGAAUUCCUCAAAUCAGAUCCUGUCAAGGCUGAGCAUCCUUUCGAUGUUCCAGAUGCACCGCCUCCUCCACAUAUCCUGAGCAUCCGUAAUGAUUCUGCAAUACUGACAUGGAUUGACCCAAGCAACACUGGUGGCUCACCAAUUACUGGAUAUCAUGUUGAAUUCAAGGAAGGGAACAGUCUGAUGUGGAAGAGAGCAAGCAAGACUCCUCUAAGAAUGAAGGAGUACAGAGUGACUGGAUUAAUUGAAGGCCUUGAAUAUGAAUUCAGAGUCAUGGCUUUGAAUAUGGCCGGUGUAGGAAAGCCAAGUAAACCUACUGACCUCCUUGUUGCACUGGACCCAAUUGACCCGCCUGGUAAACCUGAAGUUAUUAGCCUUACAAGAAACACUGUAACACUUACCUGGACUGCACCUAAGUAUGAUGGUGGCCACAAACUGACUGGCUACAUAGUUGAGAAACGAGAACUACCUGCAAAGACUUGGAUGAAGGCAAACCAUGUGAAUAUCCAUGCUUGUGCAUACACAGUGACAGAUCUACAAGAGGGCAGCAAGUACGAAUUCAGAAUACGAGCUAAGAAUGCAGCUGGAGCAAUAAGUGCACCAUCAGAGCAAACUGACACUCUUGUGUGCAAAGAUGAAUAUGAGCCACCAACCAUAACCAUGGAUCCAGCUGUGAAGGAGGGGCUUACAGUCAAAGCUGGUGACACUAUUGUAAUAGCUGCAACAAGCAUAAUUGGAAAGCCACCUCCAACCUCUGUGUGGUCAAUAGGUGAAAGAGAGUUCAAGCCAUCGGAUACUGUCCAAAUAGCAAGCACUCCAACAUCUUCUGUGCUAUCAAUCAAGUAUGCCAGCAGGAAGAAUACUGGUGACUAUGUAAUUACUGCCAGCAAUCCAUUUGGCAUAAAACAGGAAUCUGUUAAAGUAAAGGUUCUUGAUGUUCCGGGACCCCCAGGACCUAUUGAAGCCAGCAGUGUGUCUGCUGAAAAAGCCACAUUAACAUGGCUGCCACCAGAUGAGGAUGGAGGCUCUGCCAUCAAAUCUUACACUCUUGAGAAGAGGGAAACCAGUCGCCUUCUUUGGACUGUGCUAGCUGAGAAUGUCAUGGACUGCCGGUUUGUCGCCAGCAAGCUUAUCCAAGGCAAUGAAUAUAUCUUCCGUGUUUCGGCUGUGAACCAGUAUGGUAUUGGUGAUGCAACACAGUCUGGCCCAGUGAAAAUGGUGGAUUGCUUUGGCCCACCAGGCCCUCCAUCAAAACCAGCAGUUGACAAUGUGAGCAAGAACUCUGUCACCAUUUCAUGGAAGAGGCCAGUUAAUGAUGGAGGAAGCGAUAUCAGAGGCUACAGUGUUGAAAGAAAGGAAAGGAAAGGUUUGCGAUGGGUUAGAGCAUCAAAGAAAAGCAUCUCUGACCUCAGAUACAAAGUACAAAGUCUCAGUGAAGGAGUUGAAUACGAAUUCCGAGUCACAGCAGAGAAUAAAGCUGGCUUCGGAGAACCCAGCGAACCAUCACAACCUGUGUUGACUAAAGAUGUGACGUAUGUACCAGGGCCGCCAUCCAACCCAAGAAUUACUGAUACUACCAAAACUACAGCUACAUUCAACUGGGGCAGGCCCCACUAUGAUGGUGGUCUUGAUAUCAUAGGAUACAUUGUUGAGCACAAAAAGGAAGGAGAUGAAGACUGGAUUAAAGACACUACUGGCACUGCAUUACGAAUUACUGAAUUUGUUAUUCCAAACCUGCAACCAGGAGGGAAGUAUAAUUUCAGAGUCAGUGCAGUUAAUGCAGAAGGAGUUGGUGAACCAGCUCAAAUUGAGGAACUUGUUGAAGUUGUGGAUCGUGAGGAAAUUCCAGACUUUGAACUUGAUGCUGAAUUGAGAAGAACCCUUGUUGUAAGGGCUGGAUGCUCCAUACGUAUUUUUGUUCAAAUUAAAGGCCGCCCAACCCCUGAAGUAACUUGGAUGAAAGAAGGUGUACCUCUAAAAGGCCGUGCUCACAUUGAUACCACAGAGUCAUAUACUCUCCUGGUUAUCCCUGAAUGCUCAAGACAAGAUGCUGGAAAAUACAUUUUAAUGUUAGAAAAUGUUGCUGGCAAGAAAACAGGAUUUGUUAAUGUCAGAAUUUUGGAUUCGCCUGGACCACCAAUCAACUUGAAGCCAAGAGAAAUUAAUAAAGAGAGUAUUACCCUCCAGUGGGAAAUCCCCAUUAUUGAUGGUGGCUCAAAGAUUACUAAUUACAUCAUUGAGAAACGUGAGGCUACACGAAAGGCAUACUCCACAAUAAAUGCAAACUGGCAGAAAUGUUCUUUUAAAGUUCCAAAUCUGACAGAAGGAAUAGAGUACUACUUCAGAGUAACAGCAGAAAAUGAAUAUGGUAUUGGUCAGCCAGCUGAAACUCCUGACCCCAUCAGAGCAUCUGAAGCACCCACAGCUCCUGAUAAUCUUAUUGUCUCCGAUGUUACCAAGGACUCUGCAAGUCUUUCUUGGACAAAACCAAAGCACGAUGGUGGCAGUAGAAUUACUGGUUAUGUUGUUGAAGCUCAAAAGAAGGAUGCAGAACAGUGGUCCCAUGUUGCUACAGUGAAGGCUCUAGAUUAUACAGUUAAAAAUCUAAGUGAAAAUGAGGAGUAUGUAUUCAGAGUAAUGGCAGUCAACAGUUCUGGCAGAAGUUAUCCUCGAGAUAGUAGACCUGUUCUUAUUAAGGAACAAACUAUGGGACCUGAAUUUGACCUACGUGGAAUCCACCAGAAAUUAGUCAUUGCCCGGGCAGGUGAUAACGUGAAGAUUGAUAUACCUGUUUUGGGUCGUCCAAGACCAUCAGUUUCUUGGAAAAAAGAGGAUAAAGACCUUAAGCAGACACAAAGAAUAAAUGUUGAAAAUACUCCAACUUCAACUAUCUUGAAUAUUAGUGAUUGCAAAAAGGAGGAUGGUGGUUCGUACUCCAUGACAGGAAAAAAUAUACUUGGCACAGUGACAGAAAUCAUUACAGUUCAAAUUCAUGACAUCCCUGGGCCUCCUAAGGGGCCAAUUAAAUUGGAUGAAAUUUCAUGCGACUACAUCAUAAUAUCAUGGGAUUCCCCUGACUAUGAUGGAGGUGUACCAAUUAACAAUUACAUUGUUGAAAUGCGGGAAACCACAGGUACAUCAUGGGCAGAAUUAGCAGCAACAGUCAUUCGAACAACAUUCAAGGCUGCUCGUCUAACCACAGGUGUAGAAUAUCAGUUCCGUGUUAAAGCACAAAAUAGAUAUGGUAUUGGGCCUGCAAUCAUAUCAGAUGCUGUGAUUGCUGCUUAUCCAUUCACAGUACCAGAGGCUCCAGGUACUCCACAAGUAGUAGCCUUUACUAAAGAUAGCAUGACAAUAAGUUGGAAUGAACCACCUUCUGAUGGUGGAAGCCACAUUUUGGGAUACCACAUUGAAAGGAAGGAGAGGAACAGUAUAUUGUGGCAAAGGAUCAGUAAAGCCCUGGUGGUGGGAAAUAUUUUCAAAUCUACAGGACUGACAGAUGGUAUUGCCUAUGAAUUCCGUGUUGCAGCUGAAAAUAUGGCAGGUAUAGGCAAACAAAGCAAGUCAUCGGAGCCAAUGUUUGCCCUUGAUCCAGUGGAUCCACCAAGUAAGCCAGUAGCACUCAACAUUACAAGACAUGCAGUGACUCUUCAGUGGAGAAAGCCUGAAAGUGACGGUGGGUUCUCAAUAACUGGCUACACAGUAGAGAAGAAGGACUUACCUAAUGGACGCUGGUUGAAGGCUAAUUUCAGCAACAUCCUGGAGACCACGUUCACUGUAAGUGGUCUGAAUGAAGAUGCUUCCUAUGAAUUCCGUGUCCUUGCCAGGAAUUCUGCUGGUGCUGUAAGUAACCCAUCUGAACCAUCAGACCCCAUCACCUGCAAAGAUGACAUUGAGGAGCCAAGGAUAACAGUUGAUAGUAAAUUCAAUAAUGUCAUAGUAGUGAAAGCAGGGGACAUUUUCAAACUUGAAGCUGAUGUUACUGGCCGACCACUGCCAUCCAUGGUUUGGACUAAAGAAGGAAAGGAACUUGAAGAUACUAGUAAAUUAGAAAUUAAAACAACAGAUUUUUCAUCAGUUUUGAUCAACAAAGACUCUUUAAGAAGGGAUGGUGGUACAUUCACUUUAACUGCAAGUAACCCUGGUGGUUUUGCUAAACAGGUCUUCACUGUGAAAGUUCUUGAUAGACCAGGUCCACCUGAUGGACCAUUAGCUGUUACAGAUGUCACAGCUGAAAAAUGUUUCUUGUCGUGGUUACCACCUUCACAUGAUGGGGGAGCAAAGAUUGAACAUUAUAUAAUUGAAAAAAGAGAAACGAGCAGGCUUGCGUGGACAAAUGUAGCAUCAGACCUACAAGUUAACCGUUUUAAAGUGACAAAGUUGCUGAAAGGAAAUGAAUACAUCUUCAGAGUCAUGGCUGUCAAUAAGUAUGGUGUUGGAGAGCCCCUUGAAUCACAGCCAGUUAUUGCAGCAAACCCAUAUGUGCUUUCUGAUGCUCCGCAAACACCGGAAGUAACAACCAUCACAAAGGACUCGAUGGUUGUUUGCUGGGGACAUCCAGAAAACACAGGUGGGAGCAGUAUUUCGAACUACAUGAUUGAAAGAAGAGACAAAACUGGUCUUCGCUGGGUUAAAUGUAACAAGAGGACGGUGACUGACUUGAGAUACAAAGUGUCUGGACUCACAGAGGGACAUGAAUAUGAAUACAGAGUUAUUGCUGAGAAUGCUGCAGGCUUAAGUGCACCCAGCCCUUCAAGUCCAUUUUACAAAGCCUGUGAUACCAUAUUUCAGCCAGGCCCUCCUGGUAAUCCAAGAGUACUUGACACAACUAAGUCGUCCAUUACUCUUGCAUGGCACAAGCCAGUAUAUGAUGGUGGUUCUGAUAUAACAGGAUACAUUGUUGAGACCUGCCUUCCUGAGGAGGAUGAAUGGACAGUUGUAACCCCCAAGCAAGGAUUAACAUCUACAUCCUUUACCAUUACUAACCUGAAAGAAAACCAGGAAUAUAAAAUCAACAUUUCAGCUAUAAAUUGUGAAGGAGUUGGAGAGGCAGCCUCUGUUCCUGGAUCACCAAAAGCAGAGGACAGGCAUCUUUCUCCAGAAAUUGAGCUUGAUGCUGAUCUUCGAAAGGUGGUAAACAUCAGAGCUUGCGGCACAUUGAGACUGUUUGUACCAAUAAAAGGAAGACCAGCUCCUGAGGUGAAAUGGUCAAGAGAAAAUGGAGAGCCUAUUGUGAGAGCCGCAAUUGAGACUACAACAUCUUUCACAUUACUAAUACUUGAAAAUGUUAGUAGAUUUGACAGUGGAAAGUAUAUGCUAACAGUGGAGAACAGCUCAGGAAGUAAGACAGCAUUUGUUAAUGUUAGAGUACUAGAUACACCUGCAGCCCCACAAAAUCUUAUGAUAAAGGAAGUUACCAAAGAAUCAGUCUCUCUCACAUGGGAUCCACCUCUCAUUGAUGGUGGGUCAAGAAUUAGGAAUUACAUUGUGGAAAAACGAGAAUCGGCAAGAAAAGCAUACUCCACCGUAACAGCAAGUUGCAGCAAAACAAGCUGGAAAAUUGGACAACUACAGGAGGGAAGCAACUAUUUCUUCAGGAUUUUAGCUGAAAAUGAGUUUGGAAUUGGUCUUCCUGUUGAAACAAGUGAGGCCAUCAAAGUAUCUGAAAAGCCACUUCCACCAGGCAAAGUCACUCUUAAAGAUGUCACAAGUAAUAGUGUAACUCUGUCAUGGGAAAAACCAGACCAUGAUGGAGGAAGCAGAAUAACAGGCUAUGUUGUUGAAAUGCAAAGUAAAGGAAGUGAAAAAUGGACACAAUGUAUGGUUGUGAAAGUAAAUGAAGCAGUGGUUACAGGCUUGACUCAAGGUGAAGAAUAUAUGUUCCGCAUAUCCGCUUGUAAUGAAAAAGGAACAAGCGAUCCUCGCCAGCUGAAUGUUCCUGUAGUUGCUAAGGAUCUUGUGAUAGUUCCAACAUUCAAGCUGUUUUUCUCCACAUUCAGUGUUCUGGCUGGAGAUGACUUAAAGAUAGAUGUUCCCUAUGUUGCUCGUCCAAAAGCAGUUGUCAGUUGGUACAAAGAUGGCACACCUCUCAAGGAAACAACCAGAGUUAAUGCUCAAACAGCAGAAAGGAAUUUGUAUCUUGUGAUAAAAGAGGCAUGCAGAGAGGAUGUUGGACAAUACACAAUAAAACUUUCAAAUGCAGUUGGUGAAGCAACAACAGACAUCAGUGUUGUUGUUCUUGACAAACCUGGCCCUCCAACUGGACCAAUAAAAAUAGACGAAGUCACUGCUGACAGUGCAGUUCUAUCUUGGCAGCCCCCAGAAUAUGAUGGUGGAUGUUCAAUCAAUAACUACAUUGUAGAAAAGAGAGAUACAUCGACGAUUAACUGGCAAAUUGUGUCUGCAACUGUAGCUAGAACAACAAUUAAAGCAGCCAGGUUGAAGACUGGCUGUGAGUAUCAGUUUAGAAUUGCAGCUGAAAACAGAUAUGGAAAGAGCUCUGUGCUUGUCUCAGAUUAUGUGGUUGCUCAGUACCCAUUCCAAGUUCCAGCUCCGCCAGGAACCCCCUCUGUAAAUGCUUCUACAAAGGACAGCAUGGUAGUGGUGUGGACUAAACCAAAUAAUGAUGGUGGAAGCAAGAUAUUAGGGUAUCACAUUGAAAGUAAGGAAAGAAACAGUAUUCUUUGGGUGAAACAAAACAAGACACCAAUCCAAGACACAAGGUUCAAAGUUGCUGGUCUUGAUGAAGGACUUGAAUAUGAAUACAGAGUUUAUGCAGAAAACAUUGUGGGCAUUAGCAAACCCAGCAAGUUGUCAGAAUGCCAUGUUGCAAGAGAUCCUUGUGAUCGCCCUGGCACCCCUGAGGCUGUUAUUGUCACAAGGAAUUAUGUUACACUACGGUGGACAAAGCCAGAAUAUGAUGGAGGCAGCAAAAUUACUGGCUAUAUUGUGGAGAAGAAGCAGUUGCCUGAAGGGCGCUGGAUGAAGGCCAGUUUCACAAAUGUUAUUGUAACUGAGUUCAUUGUCACUGGGUUAGUUGAAGAUCAGAGAUAUGAGUUCCGAGUCAUUGCAAGAAAUGCUGCAGGUGUGCUCAGCGAUCCAUCAGACAGCACUGGACCUAUCACUGCAAAGGAUGAAGUAGAUCCACCUCGUAUUAAUAUUGAUACACAGUAUUCUCAAACUAUUGUUGUAAAUGCCGGAGAAACUUUCAAAAUCGAUGCUGAAGUAUAUGGCAAACCAGUACCCACAGUACAUUGGAUGAAGGGAGAUCAAGAGCUAGCAAACACAGCUCGCCUUGAUAUUAAAAACACAGACUUCACCACUUGUUUGACUGUUAAGGAAGCUAUCCGCAUUGAUGGAGGUCAAUACACUCUUCUGCUGAAAAAUGUUGGCGGAGAAAAAUCUGUUAAUGUCAGUGUCAAAGUUUUAGAUAGACCUGGUCCACCCGAAGGCCCUAUUUCUAUCUACGGCGUCACAAGUGAUAAGUGCAGCAUUGCCUGGAAACCACCUCAGCAAGAUGGUGGCAGUGACAUAUCUCACUAUAUUGUUGAAAGAAGAGAGACAAGCAGAUUAGUCUGGACAGUUGUUGAAUCGAAGGUACAGACAUUAAAUCUAAAAAUAACAAAACUUUUGACUGGAAAUGAAUACAUCUUCCGUGUAUUAGCUGUUAAUAAAUAUGGGGUUGGUGAACCCCUUGAAUCUGAUGCAGUCAUUGCCAAAAAUCAAUUUGUAACUCCUGAUCCUCCUACGGGUGUUGAGGUUUCAACUAUAACAAGUGAUUCAAUGGUGGUAACCUGGGAGAGACCUUCAAACGAUGGUGGAAGUCCAAUUACUGGAUUCGUUAUUGAAAAAUGUGAUAAAGAAGGAGUCAGAUGGACCAGAUGCAAUAAACGUGUAGUUAGUGAGCUGCGCUUUAGAGUCACAGGACUUCUUGAAAAUCGCAGCUAUGAAUUCAGAGUUUCAGCUGAGAAUGCAGCUGGAGUAGGACAGCCAAGCACCCCCACUAUUUACUAUAAGGCCUUAGAUCCAAUUUUCAAACCAGGUCCACCAAAUAAUCCUAAAGUGACUGAUGUGUCAAGAACAUCAGUUUUCCUUGUAUGGGGCAAACCUAUUUAUGAUGGUGGUUCUGAGAUUCAGGGAUAUAUUGUUGAGGUAUGUGAGGCCACAUCCGAAGAAUGGAUAAUGUGCACUCCAUCAACAGGAAUUACACACACAAGAUUUGAGGUUGAAAAACUCCAAGAAAAACAUGAAUACAAAUUCAGAGUUUGUGCAAUAAACAAAGCUGGUGUUGGAGAACAUGCUGAUGUCUCUGGAAAGAUUCUUGUUGAAGAUAAAAUGGAAGCACCAGAUUUGGAACUUGAUCCUGAUCUCAGAAAGAUGAUCAGUGUUAGAGCUGGAGGUUCUCUCAGAUUAUUCAUUCCUUUCAGAGGGCGACCUGCUCCUGAGAUCAAAUGGGGCAAGGCUGAUGGUGAAAUCAGGGAUACAGCACAGAUUGACACUACAAGCAGUUACACAUCUUUAGUAAUUGAAAAUGUUGAUAGGUUUGACAGUGGAAAGUAUACAGUCACUGCAGAAAAUGCCAGUGGAACAAAGUCUGCUUUCAUCAGUGUCAGAGUACUUGAUACACCAAGUGCGCCUCUUAACUUUACUGUGAAGGAAAUAACAAAACAGUCUGUAACACUUACUUGGGAACCUCCUGCCUUGGAUGGUGGGGCCAAAAUAAAAAAUUAUAUUGUUGAGAAACGUGAAAGUACUAGAAAGGCUUAUUCAACCGUUGUCACGGACUGCCAUAAAAUGUCAUGGAAGAUUGAACCACUUCAAGAGGGGUGCAACUAUUUCUUCCGGGUUCUUGCUGAAAAUGAACACGGGGUAGGUUUACCAGCUGAAACUCCUGAACCCCUGAAAGUGUCAGAAGUACCACAACCUCCUGGCAAAAUCACUGUUGUUGACACAACGCGUAAAAGUGUCUCAUUAGCUUGGGAAAAACCUGAACAUGAUGGUGGCAGCAGAAUUAUUCACUACAUUGUGGAAAUGCAGGCCAAAGAUGAUGAAAAAUGGUCUGCCUGUGCACAAGUAAAAACACUUGAGGCAGUUAUCAGCAAUUUAGCCCAGGGCGAAGAAUACAUGUUCAGAGUUAUUGCUGUGAAUGAUAAAGGACAGAGCGACCCAAGAAUCCUUGCAAUGCCAGUUCAAGCAAAGGAUCUUGUCAUUGAACCAAAUGUGAGACCUGCUUCCAGCAACUACAGUGUUCAAGUUGGUCAUGAUCUCAAAGUUGAAAUACUAAUUGCUGGACGUCCUAAACCAGUCAUUGUUUGGACAAAGGAUGGGUCAGCUCUUAAACAGACAACAAGAGUUCAUGUUGUUGAUACUGACCACCACACAACUCUGAGCAUAAAAGAAGCAACAAGAGAGGAUGGUGGUAUUUACAACAUAGCUGUUUCAAAUGUCCUUGGACAAAAGGAGGCAAAUAUUGAAAUCAUCACACUUGAUAAACCUGGCCCACCAGUUGGCCCUGUAAAGUUUGAUGAAGUCAGUGCAGAAAGCAUCACAAUUUCUUGGGACCCACCAGCAUAUACUGGUGGCUGCCAGAUUUCAAACUAUGUUGUGCAAAAGAGAGAUACAACUACCACCAACUGGAAUAUUGUUUCUGCCACAGUGGCAAGAACCACUCUGAAGGUGUCUAAUCUGAAAACAGGAACAGAAUAUCAAUUCAGAAUAUUCGCUGAAAAUCGAUAUGGCAAAAGUUAUGCUUUAGACUCUGAUGCUGUUAUUGCACAGUAUCCUUACAAAGAACCAGGUCCACCAGGGACUCCAUUUGUCUCUUCACUCUCAAAGGAUUACAUGGUUGUGGAAUGGCACAAACCAAUAUCAGAUGGAGGAAGUAGCAUUAUUGGUUACCAUCUGGAAAGAAAAGAAAAAAACAGUAUCCUCUGGACAAAGAUUAAUAAGACACUCAUUCAAGAUACCCGCUUUAAAACCAGUCCUUUGGAAGAAGGUAUUGAAUAUGAGUUCAGAGUCUAUGCUGAGAAUAUUGUUGGCAUAGGAAAAUGCAGCAAAGUCUCUGAGGGCUGUGUUGCACGUGACCCGUGUGAUCCACCUGGCACCCCAGAAGCCAUCUUAGUAAAUAGGCACUCCAUAACACUUCAAUGGGCUAAGCCUGUGUAUGAUGGUGGCAGUCUGAUAACUGGCUAUGUUGUGGAGAAGCGAGACCUUCCUGAUGGACGCUGGAUGAAGGCUAGCUUUACAAAUGUGAUUGAAACUACAUUUACAGUAACUGGUCUGACUGAAGACUGCAAGUAUGACUUCAGAGUCAUUGCCAAGAAUGCAGCUGGAACUGUCAGUAAACCAUCUAAUAGCACUGGGUCCAUCACUGCAAAGGAUGAAGUUGAGCCACCAAUAUUCUCCAUUGAUUCAGAAUACAGUCAGCCUAUUGUUGUUAAUGCAGGAGAUACAUUUCAACUUGUUGCUGAUGUACAUGGAAAACCAGUACCCACAGCCCAGUGGUUCAAGGGUGAUAAAGAGAUUGAAAAUACAGCUAGAUAUGAGAUUAAGAAUACAGAUUUCAAGGCAAUGAUUGUCAUUAAAGAUGCAAUCAGAAUUGAUGGUGGACAAUAUAAUCUGCACCUCACAAAUGUAGCUGGCUCAAAAACUAUUCCUUUCCAGGUCAAAGUACUUGACAGACCAGGACCGUCUCAAGGGCCCCUUAACAUCACUAACGUAACAUGCGAGAAAUGCACACUUUCAUGGCUUCCUCCUCAACAUGAUGGAGGCAGUAAUGUUUCUCAUUACAUUAUUGAGAAGAGAGAAACAAGCCGUCUUGCUUGGACUGUAGUUGCCAGUGAUUGCAAAGCUACUAUGAUGAAAGUAACAAAGCUUUUAAAAGGAAAUGAAUACAUUUUCCGUGUCAUGGCUGUCAAUAAAUAUGGCACUGGUGAGCCUUUAGAAUCUGCACCAGUGAUAAUGAGAAAUCCAUUCGUUCCACCUGCGUCUCCAAAAGAUCUGGAAGUAACAAAUGUUACAAAGGAUUCCAUGACUGUUUGCUGGUCCAGACCAGAGACUGAUGGUGGAAGUGAAAUUGUUGGCUACAUCAUAGAGAAGAGAGACAGAGCUGGGAUCAGAUGGACAAAAUGUAACAAGCGUAGAGUCACAGACCUACGAUUCAGAGUAACAGGUUUGACAGAGGAUCAUGAUUAUGAAUUUAGGUUAUCUGCUGAAAAUGCAGCUGGAGUUGGACAACCAAGUUCACCAACAGAGUACUGCAAAGCCUGUGAUCCUAUGUUCAAACCUGGCCCCCCAAGUAAUGCACAUGUGGUAGAUACCACCAAAAAUUCUAUUUCAAUAGCAUGGGGGAAGCCAAUUUAUGAUGGCGGCAGUGAGAUUCAGGGAUAUGUUGUGGAAAUAUGCAAAGCUGAUGAGGAAGAAUGGACUAUGUGCACACCGCCAAGUGGCCUAUGUAUUAAUAAAUUUGACAUUACUAAACUCACAGAACAUCAAGAAUACUUGAUCCAAAUAUGUGCUAUAAAUAAGAUAGGUGUUGGUGAACCAGCUUCUAUUCCUGGAACAGUUAAACCUGAAGACAAAAUGCUUGCCCCAGAAAUUGAACUUGAUUCAGAGCUAAGGAAAGGAAUUGUAGUCCGAGCUGGAGGAUCCAUGAAGAUCAACAUACCUUUCAAAGGAAGACCCACUCCAGAGAUUAGCUGGUCUAAAGAUGAAGGGGAUUUAUCUGAAAAGGUACAAAUUGAGAAAGGUCUGGACUAUACCCAGCUUUCAGUUGACAUUUGUGACAGGAGUGAUGCUGGAAAAUAUACUCUUAGUUUGGAAAACAGCAGUGGUUCAAAGUCUGCAUUUGUCUUUGUUAAAGUCUUGGACACACCAGGAGCACCCAUUAACCUUGCAGUUAGGGACAUAAAGAAAGACUCUGUUACUCUUGUUUGGGAGCCACCUUUGAUAGAUGGAGGAGGAAAGAUCAAAAACUAUAUUGUUGACAAGCGUGAAUCAACCAGAAAAGCUUUUUCCAAUGUAACUGAUAAGUGCACUAAAACAAGCUUUAGGUUGGGAAAUCUUACUGAAGGGACUAUAUAUUAUUUCAGAGUUAUGGCUGAGAAUGAAUAUGGAGUUGGCUUGCCUGUUGAAACAACAGAUGCAGUUAAGACAUCAGAAGCUCCUCUGCCAGUAGGAAAAGUAACUUUGACUGAUGUUACUAAAACCACUGCCUCACUAGCAUGGGAAAAACCAGAUCAUGAUGGUGGCAGUAGGAUUAUGGGUUACUUAAUCGAAAUGCAGCCAGAAGGCACAGAUACAUGGGUUGUAGCUACAACAACAAAAACAUGUGAAGGCACUGUAAGUGGACUAAGUUCUGGUCAAGAAUAUCUAUUCCGUGUAAUGGCUUAUAAUGAGAAAGGCAACAGUGACCCAAGAGCUUUAGCCACUCCUGUUAUUGCCAAGGAUGUGACUAUUGAACCCAGAUUCAAAAUGCCAUUCAAUACCUUUAGUCUUCAAUCUGGUGAAGACCUAAAAAUAGAAAUUCCAGUCAUUGGUCGUCCAACACCAAAGAUUACGUGGAAUAAAGAUGGACACGCCCUAAAAGAGACAACAAGAGUAAAUGUUUCUAGCACCUCCUCUUCAACAGUUCUUUGUAUCAAAGAAGCAAACAGAGAUGACACUGGCAAGUACACAGUCACUGCUACAAAUAAUGCUGGCACCACAACAGAAGAAAUUGGAAUUGUUGUUCUUGAAAAACCUGGUCCACCAACUGGUCCCCUAAAGAUUGAUGAAGUAAGUUCCAACUUUGUCACCAUUUCAUGGGAACCACCAGUAUACACAGGAGGGUGUCAAAUAAAUAAUUACAUUGUUGAAAAACGAGACACAACGACCACAGUCUGGCAAAUUGUAUCGGCAACAAUUGCAAGGACAACAAUUAAAAUUACCAAGUUGAAAACAGGGACAGAAUAUCAAUUCAGAGUUUUUGCUGAAAACAGAUAUGGAAAAAGCUCCUCUUUAGACUCUGAAGCAGUGGUUGUACGGUAUCCUUACAAUGAACCUGGACCACCCAGUGUCCCAAUUGCCACAUCAGUGACAAAAGACUACAUGGUUAUUGAAUGGAAAGCACCAGUUAACAAUGGUGGCAGUCCAGUUCUUGGCUAUCAUCUUGAACGGAAAGAAAGGAACAGCCUUCUGUGGACUAAAUUGAACAAGUAUAUAAUUCCUGACCCUCGAUUUAAGACUAAUGGUCUUGAAGAAGGUAUUGAAUAUGAAUACAGAGUCUAUGCAGAGAACAUUGUUGGCAUUAGCACAGCAAGCAAAGUUUCUGAGUGCUUUGUAGCUCGUGACCCAUGUGAUCGACCUGGUACCCCUGAGGCUAUUGUUAUCACCAGAAACUAUGUGACACUUCAGUGGACAAAACCACAAUAUGAUGGCGGAAGUAUAAUAACUGGAUAUAUUGUGGAGCGGAAGAACUUACCUGAAGGUCGGUGGAUGAAAGCUAGCUUCACCAAUAUAAUUGUGACUGAAUUUACAGUAACAGGUUUAACAGAAGACGAAAGGUAUGAAUUUAGGGUAAUUGCAAGGAACUCAGCUGGUAUUUUUAGUGAGCCCUCUGAAAGCACUGGACCAAUCACUGCAAGAGAUGAGAUUGAAAGCCCGACUGCUUCAAUGGAUCCAAAGUACAAAGAUAUAAUUAUUGUUAAUGCAGGUGAAACUUUUGUUAUUGAUGCUGACAUCUGUGGAAAACCAGUGCCUGAUGUCGCAUGGUUAAAGGAUGGAAAAGAAAUUGAUAAGGCCACACCAAGAAUGGAAAUCAAAACCACCAUUCAGCGCACAGUGCUCAUAGUUAAGGACUGCAUUAGAGUGGAUGGAGGACAUUAUUUACUCAGUCUUAGCAAUGUUGGUGGAACAAAAACAAUCCCAGUCACUGUUAAGGUUCUCGAUAGACCUGGUCCACCCGACGGUCCACUCAAAGUGACUGGUGUCACUGCUGAUAAGUGUUAUCUAUCCUGGAGCCAUCCUUCACAUGAUGGUGGUGCUAGUAUCUCUCAUUACAUAAUAGAAAAGAGAGAAACCAGCCGUUUAUCUUGGACAGUUGUUGAACCCAAAAUUCAAGCUGUGAGUCACAAAGUGACCAAACUCUUGACAGGCAAUGAAUACAUUUUUAGAGUCAUGGCAGUUAACAAAUAUGGCAUAGGUGAGCCACUUGAAUCUGAGCCAGUAAUAGCACGUAACCCAUUCAAACCACCAGGUCCCCCUUCCAUACCUGAAGCAAGUGCUAUAACAAGGGAUUCUAUUGUUCUGACAUGGGAUCGUCCAGAAGAUAAUGGUGGGUCAGAAAUUGACAGCUACAUUCUAGAGAAACGUGACAAACAAGGCAUUAGAUGGACUAAGUGCAACAAGAAAAGACUGAAUGACUUACGAUUUCGAGUAACCGGACUUACAGAAGGACAUUCAUACGAGUUCCGUGUCUCUGCUGAAAAUGCCGCUGGUGUGGGACAACCAAGUCAACCUUCAGAUUUUUAUAAGGCCUGUGAUGCCACAUAUCCUCCUGGUCCUCCAAAUAAUCCUAAAGUAACUGACUACUCCAGUACAAGCGUGUCCCUAUCUUGGAGCAAACCCAUCUACGAUGGAGGAGCUGAAAUAAAGGGAUACAUUGUUGAGAUGAAAGAAGUUGCUGAAGAUGAAUGGACUACAUGCACACCUCCCACUGGUGUACAAGAAACACACUAUACUGUAACAAAACUUAAGCAAAAUGCAGAAUAUAAUUUCCGCAUCUGUGCUAUCAACCUUGAAGGUGUUGGAGAACAUGUUGAUGUACAGGGCUCUGUGAUUGCAGCAGAGAAACUUUACGCACCAGAGAUUGAACUAGGUGCAGAUCUUAGGAAAGUUGUCUCUGUCCGUGCAAGUGGAACACUUCGCCUUUUUGUCCCAAUCAGAGGACAUCCUGAACCUGAAGUGAAGUGGACAAAAGCAGAGGAUCUUCUACCUGAACGUGCACAAAUUGAGGUGACAAGUUCAUACACUAUGAUUGUCAUUGACAAUGUCAACAGAUUUGACAGUGGGAAAUAUGUUUUAACUCUGGAAAAUAACAGUGGCACAAAAUCAGCAUUUGUCAAUGUCAGAGUGCUGGACUCACCAAGUGCCCCUCUGAACUUUGAGGUUAAAGAUGUAAAGAGAGAUUCUGUAACUCUUUCUUGGGAACCUCCUCUUAUUGAUGGUGGAGCUAAGAUAACCCACUACAUUGUAGAGAAACGAGAAUCUAAAAGAAUGGCAUAUACCACUGUCACAAACAACUGUGUGAGGAAUUCAUUCAAAGUUGAUGAGCUUCAGCAGGGAGGAAUUUACUACUUCCGUGUUAUGGCUGUUAAUGACCAUGGUGUUGGUUUAGCAGCUGAAACUAAAGAUCCAACUAAAGUUUCUGAAGCUCCUUUAUCACCAGGUAAAGUUACACUUGUAGACGUGACUCGCAAAAGUGUAACUCUUUCUUGGGAGAAGCCUGAUCAUGAUGGUGGCAGCAAAAUCACAUGCUACAUAGUAGAAAUGCAAACAAAGGGAAGUGAUAAGUGGACUGAAUGCUCUUCAGUUAAAACACUGGAAGCAACCAUAGAUGGCCUUACAGCAGGGGAAGAAUACUCCUUCAGAAUAUUUGCUGUAAAUGACAAAGGGAAGAGUGAUCCAAAACAGCUUGGAGUUCCUGUGAUUGCUAAGGACAUUCAAACUGAACCUAUCAUUGAUUUGCUUUUUAACACAUUCAGUGUUAAGGUUGGAGAUGAUCUCAAAGUUGAUGUUCCUUUUAGAGGGAGACCUGUACCUGAUGUUUCCUGGAAGAAAAAUGGUCUUCCUUUAAAGCAGACAACUAGAGUAAAUGUUCUAACAUCCAAGACUUCAAGCAAAAUGACCAUUAAAGAUGCUUCUAGGGAGGAUGUUGGGAAGUAUGAAAUUACAUUAGCCAACACAGUAGGCACCAAAACAGCUGAAAUUACCAUUGUUGUUCUUGAUAAACCUGGCCCGCCAGGUGCAAUCAAAAUAGAUGAAGUCAGUGCUGAUUUUAUAUCAUUGUCAUGGGACCCACCAGAGUAUGAUGGAGGGUGUCAGAUCAACAACUAUAUUGUGGAGAAGAGGGAUACUACCACCACAAAUUGGCAAAUUGUUUCAGCCACAGUUGCAAGAACAUCAAUUAAAGUUCCCCGAUUAACACAGGGCACAGAAUAUCAGUUCCGUAUUUGUGCUGAAAAUCGUUAUGGAAAGAGCCAAUGUGUUGAUUCCCAAGGCAUUGUUGCACAGUAUCCAUUUAUGCCACCUGGUCCACCAACAAAACUGCAUGUUGCCCAUGCAACAAAAACAUGCAUGCUUGUCAAAUGGAACUUACCUGCAAGUGAUGGUGGAAGUGCUGUCCUUGGAUAUCACCUAGAAUUUAAAGAACACAGCAGUAUUCUUUGGACAAAGAUUAACAGAGGCCUCAUUCCUGAUACACAGUUCAAAGUGACUGGAAUUGAAGAGGGCCUGCUGUAUGAAUACAGAGUCUAUGCUGAAAACAUUGCUGGUAUUGGAAAUUGCAGUAAUGCCUCUGAGCCUGUUGCUGCAAGAGAUCCAUGUGAUCCUCCAGGUCAACCUACAGUAACAAACAUCACUAGAACAUCUGUUUCUCUGUCUUGGACAAAGCCAGAAUAUGAUGGUGGAGCCAAAGUCACUGGUUACAUAAUUGAAUACAGGGAGCUUCCAGAUGGUCGUUGGCUGAAGUGCAAUUUCACAAACGUUCAAGAAACAUACUUUGACAUUACAGGCCUUACAGAAGAUCAACGAUAUGAGUUCCAUGUCAUUGCAAAGAAUUCUGCUGGUUUGUUUAGUGAGCCAUCUGAAAGUACAGGCCCUGUCACAGUUAAAGAUGAUGUUGAUCCACCACGAAUCAUGAUGGAUGACAAGUUCAGACAAUUAUUGGUGAUCAAAGCUGGAGAUUUAUUGAAAAUUGAAGCAGAUAUCGCUGGUCGUCCUCAUCCAGUUGUUUCAUGGUCAAAAGAUGGUAAGGAGAUUGAGGCUAAAGCUCGAGUUGAAAUCUUCUCAAGUGACACCAGCACUGUGUUAACUGUCCGAGACUGUAUGAGAAAAGAUUCUGGACAGUAUGUUUUGACUCUACAGAAUGUUGCUGGUACAAGAUCAUUAGCAGUAAAUUGCAAGGUCCUUGAUAGGCCCGGACCAUCAGCUGGACCACUGGAGGUAACUGGUCUCACUGCCGAAAAAUGUACUUUGAGUUGGGGACCCCCUCAAGAAAAUGGUGGGGCAGAAAUUUCACACUAUAUUGUAGAAAAACGUGAAACAAGUCGCCUUGCCUGGACACUUGUACAUGGAGACAUGAAAGCAACAACAUGUAAGGUUACUAAGCUACUCAAAGGGAAUGAAUAUAUAUUUAGAGUUCUAGGUGUGAAUAAAUAUGGUGUCGGUGAAGCCCUCGAGAGUGAUCCUGCCAAAGCCCAGGAUCCAUUCACAGUCCCAGCUGCACCCACAAAUGUUGAAGUUACCAGUGUGACAGGCGAAGCAAUGACAAUCUGCUGGGAAAGACCAACCAGUGAUGGAGGCAGUGAUAUUUGUGGCUAUGUUAUUGAAAAACGUGAGAAGACAGGUCUGCGCUGGGUUCGUGUGAACAAAAAACCUGUUUAUGACCUCAGGGUUAAAGCAUCAAAUCUCCGUGAAGGAUGUGAGUAUGAGUACCGUGUUUAUGCAGAAAAUGCUGCUGGAUUGAGUCGUCCAAGUGAGCCUUGCCCUCUAACUAAAGCAGAGGACCCAAUUUUCUUACCAUCCCCACCUGCUAAACCAAAGAUAAUUGAUUCAACUAAAAGCUCUAUCACUCUUGCCUGGAACAAGCCAUUGUUUGAUGGUGGUUCCCCAGUCACUGGAUAUAGUGUGGAGUACAAAAACACAAAGGAUGAGGAUUGGGUGGUGGCAGUUCAUAACACAAAGAACACAGAGUUCACUGUUGUUGGGCUAACAUCUGGAGCAGAAUAUGUGCUUGCAGUUAGAUCCAUUAACAAAAUUGGUCUUAGUGACCAAAGCACUGCUUCUGAUCCACAAGUUGCCAAGGAAAGGGAAGAAGAGCCAGUAUUUGAAGUAAGCAAUGAAAUGCGCAAGACACUGAUUGUCAAAGAUGGUAGUUCAUUUACCCUAACUGUUCCAUUCAGAGGGAAACCAGUGCCAAAUGUGAUGUGGAAUAAAGCUGAUGUAGAUCUGAGAGUGAGAGCAAACAUUGAUACAAGGGAUACUUGCACAUCAAUAACAGUUGAGCAAGCCACAAGAAAUGACUCUGGAAAGUAUACUGUGACGUUACAGAAUGUUGCUGGGAAAUCAACCCUGACACUGGUUGUCAAAGUUCUGGAUUCCCCAGGUCCCCCCUCUAAUGUUACCGUUAAGGAUGUCACAAAGAACUCUGCCAUAGUGACAUGGGAUGUACCAGAAAAUGAGGGUGGUGCACCUGUCAAGAACUACCUUGUUGAUCUGCGUGAAGCAAGCAAAAAAGGAUGGACAAGAAUCACAAGUAACUGCCACCGCUUAACCUAUAAAUUGACAGACCUUCAAGAAGGAGGAGUUUACUAUUUCAGAGUUACUGGUGAAAAUGAAUAUGGAGUUGGCAUGUCUUCUGAGACUAAAGAUGGGACUAAGAUUACUGAAAAACCAAGUCCUCCUACAAAGUUUGGCGUUACAAAUGUAACAAAGGACAGUGUCACAUUGGCGUGGAAUAAACCAGAACAUGAUGGAGGUAGCAGAGUCACUGGAUAUCUGGUUGAAGCUCUUGAAAAGGGUCAGCAGAAGUGGGUGAAGUGUGGUGUUGUCAAAACCACCCAUCAAUUAGUUAGUGGCCUGAGGGAAAAUGCUGAAUAUUUCUUCAGAGUCCGUGCUGAAAACCAUGCUGGUCUCAGUGACCCCAAAGAAAUGAUUAUGCCUGUGGUUGUGAAAGAUCAACUAGAGUCCCCGGAAAUUGAUAUGAGGAACUUCCCUCACAAUACCGUGUUUGUCAGAGCAGGAUCAAACCUAAAAUUUGAGAUCCCACUUACUGGAAAACCUCUGCCAAAAGUGUCUCUUUCAAAAGAUGAUGUGCCUGUGAAAUCUACAAUGAGAUUCAACUCUGAAGUAACACCAGUGGGCCUCAUCAUUAACCUUUGUGAGAGUAUUGCUCUUGAUGCUGGCAGAUAUGACAUCACUGCAUCCAAUACAAGUGGAACUACCAAGUCAUUUGUGAACAUUGUGGUACUGGACAGACCAGGGCCUCCUGUUGGUCCCGUUGAAAUCAGUGAUGUCACUGAAGACAGUGUGAACCUAAAAUGGUUCCCUCCUCUAUAUGAUGGUGGCAGCCCAAUCACCAACUACAUUGUAAUGAAGCGUGAAACAACUUCUGCUCACUGGAUAGAGGUGUCAUCUGCAGUUGCCAGGAGCACAAUAAAGAUCAUGAAACUGACAACUGGGGAGGAAUAUCAGUUCAGGAUCAGGGCGGAAAAUCGCUUUGGCAUCAGUGAACACACUGAUUCGCCAACUGUAUCUGUAAAAUUACCAUACACAAUCCCUGGACCUCCAUCGGCACCAUGCAUAACUUCUGUUACAAGAGAGAGCAUUGCUGUAAGCUGGGAGGAGCCUACUUCAGAUGGAGGAAGCCAUAUUUUUGGAUACCACUUACAGAUGAAGGAUAGAAACAGCAUCUUGUGGCAGAAGGUUAACAAAACUGUUAUCCGCUCAACACACUUCAAGGUGACAAACAUCUUUCCUGGCCUGAUCUAUGAGUUCAAGGUGGCAGCGGAAAAUGCAGCUGGAAUUGGCCCCGUCAGCAAAACAUCUGAUGCUGUACUUGCCAUUGAUUCAUGUGAACCUCCAGUCAACCUGCGUGUCUCUGACAUCACAAAGAAUUCUAUCUCACUCGCUUGGCAGAAGCCUCCAUAUGAUGGUGGUAGCACUAUAACUGGAUACAUUGUGGAAUAUCGAGAUGUAACAAAUGCCAGAUGGACCAAAGCAAACCUAACAAAUAUUGCAGAAACAAAUUUUACAGUUACUGGCUUGACCCAGGAUCAAAGCUAUGAAUUUAGAGUCAUGGCAAAGAAUGCAGUUGGGUCAAUCAGCAACCCAUCUGUUAUUGCUGGGCCUGCCACUUGUGUGGAUACAUAUGGGGCUCCUGAGAUACAGCUACCUCAAGAGUAUUUGGAUGUGGUAAAAUUCAAGGCAGGAGAAGCUGUUCAGCUGAGAGUUGGAAUUAUUGCAAAGCCUCUUCCAACAAUUGAGUGGUACAAAGAUGGAAAGGAAUUGAAAUCCAAUGGUCAGCUCUCAAUUGAGAACACGAGGGAUGCCUCUUGCAUUCUCAUCAAGGAUGCUACUCGUCUGAAUUCUGGAUUAUAUGAAAUUAGAAUCAAGAAUUCUUUGGGCUCAGCAACUGCUUCCUUUAGAGUACAAAUUCUAGACAAACCUGGACCUCCUGCUGGAGCCAUUCAAUUUAAGACAGUCACAGCAGACAAGAUUACCAUAAUGUGGGACUCUCCGGCUGAUGAGGGUGGUGCUAUGGUCACCCACUACAUUGUGGAAAAACGGGAGACAAGCAGAGUAUUAUGGUCCAUCAUUUCUGAAAAACUGGAAGAAUGCAUAGUUUCUGUUCAGAGGCUGAUCAAAGGCAACGAAUAUAUCUUCCGUGUCAGGGGUGUCAACAAAUAUGGAGUUGGAGAUCCUUUGGAGUCUGAGCCAGUUAUUGCCAGGAAUGCAUUUGUUGUUCCUGACAAACCCAGCAAGCCAGAGGUUACAAUGAUAACAAAGUCAACAAUGACAGUGGUCUGGGAGAGACCAGGUAUUGAUGGCGGUAGUGAUAUUGAUGGAUACUACCUAGAAAAAUGUGAGAAGAAGAGUCUCAGGUGGUUCAAGGUCAUCAAAUAUCCCAUUCGUGACACUAGACAGAAAGUCAGUAAUCUUACAGAGGGAAAUGAAUAUCAGUAUCGUGUUUGUGCUAUCAAUAAGGCUGGACAAGGUGAAUACUCUGACAUUUCUGCCUUCUACAAAGCAGCUGAUCCUAUUGAUCCACCAAGUGAACCAACGAAACUCAAAGUUGUUGACUCAACCAAAACUUCUAUCACUCUUGGAUGGGUUAAACCUGUGUAUAAUGGAGGCAGUGAGAUCACUAGCUACAUUGUUGAAGAGAGGAUUUCUGGAGAAAGUGAAUGGACAGUGAUUAGCUCCAAGGAUGAAGUGAGAACAACAGAGUAUGUUGUGUCAUACCUCAAACCUGGAGUUUACUAUUUCUUCCGUGUAUCUGCUGUUAACUGUGUUGGACAUGGACGACCAAUUGAGAUGGCUCAGCCUGUACAAGCUAAAGAUAUUCUAGAGGAAGCUGAUGUUGAUCUUGAUGUCACCAUGAAAACUCAAUACACGGUGAAGGCAGGAAAGGAUGUGACAGUUAUGAUUCCACUGAAGGGUAGACCGGCACCAAAUGUCACCUGGAGAAAGGGAGACAAGAAUAUUGCCAAUGAUCCAAAAUAUAGCAUUAGCAACACAGAAUCUACAACAGUUCUUGUCAUUCCAAAGGUCACUCGUGAUGACAGUGGAAAAUAUGUUCUUGAGAUUGAAAAUGGUGUUGGGGAGCCAAAGACAAUCACGGUGUCUGUGAAAGUGCUUGACACUCCAUCUGCUUGUCAGAAAUUGUUGAUUAAGAAUGUGACUCGUGGGAAAUUAACUCUGAGUUGGGAGGCACCUCUUAUUGAUGGCGGUUCAGAAAUCAAAAAUUACAUUAUUGAAAAGAGGGAUGCUACAAAGAAAUCUUAUUCUAUUGUGACUAAUGAGUGUUCUAAUACAGCAUAUAAAAUUGAUGGUCUGUCUGAGGAUGUAGGCUACUUCUUCCGGGUUUCAGCUGAGAAUGAAAAUGGUGUUGGUGACCCAUGUGAAACAGAAGAGCUUGUAAGGGCCACUGAAGCACCUGGGCCAGUUAAAGAUCUUGCCCUGAAGGACUCCACUAAUACAUCAGUGACACUACAGUGGACUAAGCCUGAUUAUGAUGGUGGCAGUCCUAUCACAGACUAUGUCAUACAGAAGAAAGAUGAAGAUGAAGUAGCAUGGACACUUGCUGGUACCUGCAAGCGUUGUCAAUACGAGGUCACAAACCUUGAGGAAUUUGCAGUUAUGGAUUUCAGAGUAUAUUCUAAGAAUGAAAAGGGGCAGAGUGACUUCUCACAAGUGGGACCUAUCACAGUGAUGGAUUUACUUAUUCCACCUGAAGCUAAUCUUGCAGAUUACCCUGGAGGUGAAAUCUUUGCCAGAAUUGGACAAAAUAUAAACAUUGAGCUGCCAUUCAAAGGUAAACCAAAACCCAGUAUACGGUGGUUGAAAGAUGAUGAACAACUGAAGGAAAAUGAACAGAUACGUUUCUGGUUAACAGAAAACAAAGUUGCUCUUACAAUCAGAAAUGUAAGAAAAGAUAAUGCAGGGAAAUACACAUUGACACUUGACAACAAACUCAGCAAAAAUUCAUUUGAUAUAAAAGUCAUAACUCUUGGACCACCCUCAAAACCAACUGGACCAAUUCGAUUUGAUGAAAUCAAAGCACAGAGUAUAAUAAUAUCUUGGAAUGAACCAACUGAUGAUGGAGGUGGAGAAAUCACUUGUUACAGUGUGGAGAAACGUGAAACAUCACAAGCAGCAUGGAAGCUUGUUUGCUCAAGUGUAGUAAGAACAACCUUCAAAAUACCUAACUUAAAUAAAGGAACAGAAUACCAGUUUAGAGUACGUGCAGAAAACAAAUAUGGAGUGAGUGAGCCUUUGAAUUCACAAGAUGUGGUUGCCCAACACCAGUACAAACCUCCAGGUCCACCAGGAAAGCCUGUUGUCUACAAUGUCACGAGUGAUGGCAUGACAAUUCAGUGGGAGGCGCCAUCUUUUGAUGGUGGCUCACCAAUCACUGGCUUCCAUGUUGAAAAGAAGGACAGGAACAGCCUUCUGUGGACAAAAGUAAAUUCCUCAGUAAUUUCUGCAAGAGAAUACAGAAUCACUGGUCUCAUUGAAGGACUGGAAUAUCAAUUCAGAGUGUAUGCACAGAACAAUGCUGGCUUAAGCUGUGUCAGUGAAGCAAGUAAAUACACACUGGCUAUAUCUCCAGUUGAUCCACCUGGUAUACCUGACUGCAUUGAUGUGACAAGAGAAUCAGUUUCACUCAAAUGGGAUCCACCUAAGCGUGAUGGAGGCAGCAAAAUUGUGGCUUACAGUGUGGAGAGGCGCCAAGGAAGAGGCAAAUGGUUGAGAUGCAACUUCAUUGAUAUUACUGAAUGCCAAUACACAGUGACAGGACUUGCUCCUGGUGAUCGCUUUGAAUUCAGAGUGAUUGCCAGGAAUGCAGUCGGCACAGUUAGUUCACCUUCCCAGUCCUCUGGCUACAUCAUGACUAGGGAUGAAAGUGUUUCUCCAAGCAUUGAGUUUAUUGGGGAACAAAGUAUAACAGUGAAAGCUGGAGAAAAUGUCAGCAUUAAUGCCAUUGUCAGAGGACGGCCUGUGCCUCAAGUCACAUGGUUUAAGGAUGGGAAGGAAAUAGACAAGAAGAUGAUGAUUGACAUCACUACAGCAAUUGGAUCAAGUUCACUGUUCAUCAGAGAUGUGAACCGUAAUCACCGUGGUAUAUAUAGUGUGGAAGCUAAGAAUAGCUCAGGAACCAAGAAGGAGGAUAUUCUUGUCAGAGUUCAUGAUACACCUGGGCCACCUGAUGGACCAAUUCGUUUCACAAAUAUCUCAGCUGAGAAAGUAACUCUCUGGUGGAAUCCACCUGAUAAUGACGGAUGUUCUGCCAUCACCCAUUAUGUGAUUGAAAAAAGAGCAACCUCCAGAAUUAGCUGGGCACUUGUCAUGGAUAAAUGUGAAGCUUGCUCUUUUAAUGCAACAAAACUUAUCAAGGGCAAUGAGUACCAGUUCCGUGUUUCUGCUGUUAACAAAUUUGGUGUUGGCAAACCACUGGACUCUGAUCCCAUUGUUGCAGAGAUGCAGUUUACUGUGCCAGAUGCUCCUGGGACACCAGACUCCACUCAUGUCACUGGAGACAGCAUUACACUUUGUUGGACACGACCAAAAUCAGACGGUGGAAAUGAAAUUAAACAGUACAUUCUAGAAAGAAGGGAGAAAAAGAGCUUACAUUGGGUAAAGGUAUCAUCAAAGAGGCCCAUCACUGAGAUUAGACACAGAGUAAUAAAUCUCACAGAAGGAAAUGAAUAUGAGUUCCGUGUAAUGGCUGAAAAUGCUGCUGGAAUAGGACCAGCAAGCAGUACAUCAAGACUUUUCAAAUGCAAAGAGCCAACUAGUCCCCCCAGUGCCCCGACUGUGGUGAAGGCUACAGAUUCCACAAAAUCAUCUGUUACUUUGGAAUGGACAAAGCCUGUAUUUGAUGGUGGAAUGGAGAUAAUUGGAUACACCAUUGAGAUGUGCAAGGCAAGACUAGAAGAUUGGCAUAAAGUUAACAUUGAACCCUGCUUCCACACCAAAUACACAGCAACUGGCUUGGAAGCAGGUGAAGAAUACAAAUUCAGAGUCUCUGCAGUUAAUGCUGCUGGACAAGGAGAAGCUUCAGAGCUACCCAAUGCAGUACAAGCUGUUGAUAGACUUACGUCACCAGAGAUUGAUAUUGACGAAACCUUCAAGCAGACACACAUUGUGAAGAAUGGAGGUACUGUAUGUCUACAAAUUGCCUUCAAAGGAAAACCAGCACCACUUGCUACAUGGACUAAGGCCGAUGGAGAGCUUGGUGUGAUGGUAGAUAUUAAUACUACAGAAACAAAUAGUACCUUAACCAUUGAGAACUGUACCAGGUAUGAUGCAGGGAAAUACACUUUAUCGCUGGAGAACAACAGUGGGCGUAAAUCAAUUACAUUUACUGUAAAGGUGUUAGAUACACCUGGACCACCAGGUCCGCUUACCUUCAAAGAUGUAACCAGAGGAGCUCUGACUUUGAUGUGGGAUGCACCUGCUAAUGAUGGAGGAGCCCGUAUUCAUCAUUACAUUGUUGAGAAACGUGAGGCUAGUCGUCUUAGUUGGCAGGAAGUCAGUGCCAAAUGCACUCGUCAAAUUCUGAGAGUAAGUAAUCUUGCUGUAGGUGUAGCAUACUGCUUCAGAGUCACUGCAGAAAACCAGUAUGGCCAGGGUGAACCUUAUGAGAUGUCAGAGGCUAUCAUUGCCACUGAAGAACCUGCUCCGCCAAAGAGACUGGAUGUCAUUGAUACCACAAAUUCUACGGCCACUCUGGCUUGGCUGAAACCUGAACAUGAUGGUGGAAGUCGCAUCACAGGAUACAUUGUUGAAACUAAAGCAACAAGCUCAGAUCACUGGGUUCUUGGUGGCCAGACUAAGUCCCUAAGCAUGAUCAUUGAGGGCUUAUUCGAGAACACAGAAUAUGAAUUCCGUGUGACAGCUAAGAAUGAUGCUGGCCUCAGUGAACCAAGAGACACCUUUGCCCCUGUCAUCAUCAAAGAGCCUCGUAUUGAGCCAACUGCAGAUCUGAGUGGUAUCACCAACCAGCUCAUUAAAUGCAAGAUUGGCAAUGCUUUUACUAUUGAUAUUCCCAUUAGUGGCAGGCCUGCCCCUAAGGUAACAUGGAAACUGGAAGAGAUGAAACUUAAGGAAACAGACAGAGUAUCAAUCAUGACCUCAGUAGAGAGGACCACUUUGACAGUCAAAGACUCCAUGAGAGGUGAUAGUGGUAAAUAUUACCUCACCCUAGAAAACAUUGCAGGAGCCAAGACAUUCACUGUAACAGUCAACGUUGUUGGCAGACCUGGUGCACCAACUGGACCGGUUGCAAUUUCAUCAGUCUCAUCUGAGUCCUGUGUGUUAACAUGGGCUGAACCAGAAGACGAUGGUGGAACUGAGGUCACCAACUACAUUGUGGAGAAACGUGAAUCUGGCUCAGCCACUUGGCAAGUUGUGAACUCCAGCGUAAAACGCACAACAAUUAAAGUCACACAUUUGACCAAAUAUAUGGAAUACACGUUCCGUGUUCGUGCUGAAAACAGAUUUGGCGUGAGCAAAUCCAUUGAAUCUCAAUCUGUUGUUGCAGAGCAUCCAUUCGUUCCACCAGGUUCACCAACACGCCCAGAUGUAAUCUUUGUUAGCGCAAAUGCAAUGGGUAUUCGGUGGGAGCCUCCAUAUCACGAUGGGGGCAGUCAGAUCACUGGGUACUGGAUUGAGAAGAAAGAGAGGAAUACCAUCUUAUGGGUGAGAGAGAACAAGAUCCCAUGCAUUGAGUGCCACUACAAAGUAUCUACACUCAUACCAGGCCUUGAGUACCAAUUCAGAGUUUAUGCAAUGAAUAUUGCUGGCUUGAGCAAAGCCAGUGAAGCUUCCAGAUCAAUGGUGGCUCAGAAUCCAGUUGACCCCCCUGGUAAACCAGAAGUAACAGAUGUGACAAAAACAUCAGUAUCAAUCACAUGGUCUGUACCAUUCAAUGAUGGUGGCAGUACGAUUGUGGGAUAUAUAGUUGAGCGCAAGCUAUUCAGUGAUGAUGAUCAAGGUCGCUGGCUGAAGUGCAACUACGCAACUGUCACAGAGAAUUAUUUUACGAUAACUUCACUGAGUGAAGGUGAUGUGUAUGAGUUUCGUGUCAUUGCCAAAAAUGGAGCUGGAGUACACAGUAUGCCUUCUGAAUCAACAGGACCUGUCACAUGCAAGGAUGAAUACAGUCCUCCAAAAGCAGAACUUGAUACCACACUUCUUGGAGAAACUAUCACUAUUAGAGCUGGGUCAGACCUUGUUCUUGAUGCAGCUGUUGGUGGCAAACCCGAACCAAAUGUUUUCUGGGCCAAAGGUGAUAAAGAAUUAGAGCUUGGUGAGAAAUACUCUCUGCAAUACACCAGCACACGUGCUAUGGCUAUUAUCAAGUACUGUGAUAGAAAUGACUCUGGAAGGUACAUCCUGACGGUAAAGAAUGCCAGUGGAGUCAAGACAGCUUCUGUCAAUGUUAAAGUACUUGAUACACCCGGACCUUGUGAUGACAAGAUCAAAAUCACUAGAGUGACAGAGGAAAAAUGCACCGUGUCUUGGAAAAUACCUCUGGAGGAUGGUGGAGAUCCAGUCUCUCACUACAUUGUUGAGAGACGAGAAACGAGCAGACUCAACUGGGCAGUAGUUGAACCUGAGUGCAAGACACUUUCUUGUGUUGCUACCAGGCUGAUAAAAAACAAUGAGUACAUCUUCCGUGUAAGAGGUGUGAACAAGUACGGACCUGGCGUGCCAUUAGAGUCUGAGCCUGUUAUUGCCAGAAAUGCAUACACUAUCCCAUCACCUCCUGGAGCACCUGAAAUCAUUGCUGUAGCUAAGGAACAUGUCAUUAUUGAAUGGCUGAUGCCUGAGAGUGAUGGUGGAAGUGAAAUAAAAACUUACCUAGUAGAUAAACGUGAAAAGAAGAGUGUACGAUGGACGAGAGUAAACAAAGAUUACACCAUAUAUGACACAAGACUUAAGAUCACUGGUCUUCUGGAAGGCAGUGAUUACCAGUUCCGUGUAACGGCUACAAAUGCAGCUGGGAACAGUCAACCAAGUGAAGCAUCCCAAUAUGCCUUCUGUAGAGAUCCAACAUAUACUCCCGCUCCCCCCUCAGUUCCUCGUGUGAUAGAUACUACCAAGCACAGCAUUAGCCUGGCAUGGACAAGACCAAUGUAUGAUGGUGGAGCUGAUGUGAUUGGAUAUAUUGUUGAGAUGCUAGAGGAGGGAACUGAGCAAUGGUUCCGGGCCCAUCAAAAGCACUUGAAGACCACAGAGUACGUUGCAGGUGGCCUUACAAGCAACAAGAAGUAUUGCUUCAGAGUAGCUGCAGUUAAUGCCAACGGCAUGGGUGAAUUCAGUGAGCCCUGCCCAGAAACUGAACCAAUAGAAAGAAUUGAAAUACCUGACCUUGAGCUUGCUGAUGACCUGAAGAAGACUGUCUGCUUGCGAGCUGGCGGUUCUCUUCGUCUCUUUGUUGCUGUAACUGGAAGACCUACUCCACUUGUAACCUGGAGUAAACCUGGGGUAGAUCUACUGAGCCGUGGAUAUAUUGAUACAACUGACGGCUACACAACUCUGACAGUUGAAAAAGUACACCGCUACGAUGCAGGAAAAUAUACAAUUGAGGCAGAGAAUCCAUCUGGCAAGAAGUCUGCUACGAUUCUUGUCAAGGUUUAUGAUACUCCUGGACCUCCUGGUUCAAUAAAGAUUAAGGACUAUACGAAUGAAUCUGUUGUAAUUACAUGGGAUGUCCCUAGUGUUGAUGGAGGAGCACCUGUAAACAACUACAUCAUCGAACAACGUGAAGCAGCCAUGAAAUCCUACAAAAGAGUGACAUCUAAAUGCAAUAAGACAUUGUACAGAAUCACUGGUCUAGAACAAGGGGCUCUGUACUUCUUCAGGGUAUUACCAGAAAACAUUUAUGGUGUUGGUGAGCCUUGUGAAACAAGUGAUGCACUGCUGGCUUGUGAAGUUCCUAUGAUUCCCCAGAAUUUGGAAGUUGUUGAUACAACCAAGUCAACAGUAACCUUGAGAUGGGAAAAACCACUUCAUGAUGGUGGAAGCAGACUUACUGGCUACACCAUUGAAGCAUGCAAAUUUGGAACAGACAGGUGGAUGACAGUGGCCACAUUGAAAACAACAGUAUUUGAACACACUAUUGCUUCUCUGAAUGAGUCAGAGCAAUAUCUCUUCAGAAUUAAAGCUGAGAACAGCAGGGGAGUAAGUGAAGCCAGAGAGAUUGUGUCACCUGUAACUAUUCAAGAGCACAGAGUUUUGCCUCAGAUUGACCUGGCUGGUAUACCACAGAAGACUGUCAGUGUACCAGCUGGAAGACCAAUUGAACUCCACAUUCCAGUCAUUGGAAAACCUCCUCCAGUUUGCUCUUGGUACUUUGGUGGUGCAAUGAUAAAAGAACUUGAUCGGGUCAAGGUAGAGACCACUGGGAAAUACACCAAGUUAACUGUGCGUGAAACCACAAUUGAUGACACAGGCAACUAUACCCUUGAGGCGAAGAAUAUCGCAGGAACUGCAACAGAAAUGAUUAAAGUCAUCAUUCUUGAUAAACCUGGUGUGCCUGUUGGACCAUUAAGAAUUGAUGAAGUUGAAGCAACAUCUGUCACUGUCAGCUGGAAUCCACCAGAAAAAGAUGGAGGUGCUAACAUCAGUGGUUACAUUGUUGAACAACGUGAUGCUCACCAAACAGGAUGGCUCCCUGUAUCAGAAUCUGUCACCAGACCCACAUUUAAGUUCACCAGAUUGACUGAGGGAAAUGAAUAUGUGUUCCGCGUUGCUGCAACAAAUCGCUUUGGCAUUGGAUUAUUCUUGCAGUCUGAAGUUGUGGAGUGCAAGAGUGCAAAGACCACACCUGGGGCACCAGGUAGACCUGAUGUGUUUGACAUGUCACAUGAAGGAAUGACACUCACAUGGACUCCACCAGAGGAAGAUGGUGGUUCCCACGUGUCUGGAUAUAUCAUUGAGCGCAAGGAAGUAAAAUCUGAUAGAUGGGUGCGCAUUAAUAAGAAUCCAGUAACAAUGAUGAGAUAUCGAUCAACUGGUUUGAUUGAGGGUCUUGAAUAUGAGUUUAGAGUAACUGCAAUCAACUCUAGAGGCUGUGGCAAACCUAGCGCGGCUUCUAAACCAGCAGUGGCAAUGGAUCCCAUUGAACCCCCUGGUCCACCACAGAAACCAAGAGUUUCAGAUACCACACGGACAUCUGUGUCACUGGCUUGGAGUCCCCCUGAGGAAGAGGGUGGUUCUAGAAUCAUAGGUUACCUGAUUGAGAUGCAGAAGAUUGAUCAAGUUGAAUGGACAAAAUGUAACACAACACCAACAAAGAUUUGUGAAUACACUCUGACACAUAUGCCUCAGGGAGCUGAAUACAGGUUCCGUGUAAUGGCAUGCAAUGCUGGUGGACCUGGUGAACCUGCUGAAAUCCCAGGAGCAGUAAAAGUUACAGAAAUGCUUGGCUAUCCUGAUUAUGAGCUUGAUGAAAUAUACCACCAAGGCUUAGUUGUCAGACAAGGUGGCGUCAUAAAACUCUCUGUGCCUAUCAAGGGAAAACCAAUUCCCACCUGUAAAUGGACAAAAGAUGGUCGUGAUAUUUCUCACAGAGCCAUGAUUGCAACGGGUGAUGAUCUCACUGAGCUUGUGAUCAAGGAAGCUCACAGAGAUGAUACUGGUACCUAUGACCUUGUGCUUGAGAACAAGUGUGGCAAGAAGGCUGUAUACAUUAAAGUUAAAGUCAUUGGACGGCCAGAUCCGCCGGAAGGUCCACUUGAAUUUGAUGACAUCCAGGCUCGCUCUGUAAGAGUGAGUUGGAGAGCUCCUUCAGAUGAUGGUGGCUCUGACAUUCUUGGAUACAUGAUUGAGAGGCGAGAAGUUCCUAAGGCAGCCUGGUACACUGUUGAUGCAAGGGUUGUUGACACUUCAAUGGUUGUCAAAGGACUGAAGGAAAAUGUUGAGUACCACUUUAAGGUGACAGCUGAAAACCAGUUCGGCUUUAGCAGAUCUUUGAAAUCAGAUGAAACCGUCAUACCCAAGACACCUCUCUGUCCACCAGAACCUCCCAGCAAUCCACCAGAAAUUAUGGAUGUCACAAAGAAUACUGUUGCUCUGUCUUGGUCCAGACCUAGAGAUGAUGGAGGUUCUCGUGUUACUGGCUAUUAUGUUGAUCGUAGAGAGGUAUCUACUGAAAAGUGGGUACGUCACAACAAAACUCAUAUAACCACUACAAUGUACACUAUAACUGGACUCAUACCUGAUGCAGAAUAUCAGUUCCGUAUAAUCGCCCAAAAUGACAUUGGUCAGAGUGAGCCUGGACCUGCGUCUGAUUCCAUUGUAUGCAAGGAUCCAUUUGACAAACCAAGCCAGCCGGGUGAGAUUGAUAUAAUCUCCAUCACCAAAGACUGCAUCACCAUUCACUGGGAUCGACCAGUUUGUGAUGGUGGAAAGGAGAUCCUGGGAUACUGGAUUGAGUAUAGGCAAUCUGGUGAAAGUGCCUGGAAGAAAUGCAUCAAGGAGCGUUCAAAGGACAGACAGUUUACCAUGGGUGGUCUUAUGGAGGCAACUGAAUAUGAAUUUAGAGUGUUUGCUGAAAAUGAAUCUGGACUCAGCAGGCCACGUAGAACAGCUAUGGGUAUUAAAACCAAAUUGAGUGUUGGAGAAGCACCAAGUCUGAAGGAAGAAAUGCAAGAUGUGACCACUAAACUUGGAGAUUCAGGCACACUGAAAUGCCAGAUAAUUGGCAGACCACUUCCUGACAUCAAAUGGUCCAGAUUUGGCAAGGAACUGAUCCAAAGCCGUAAAUACAAGAUGAGUUCUGAUGGUCGCAACCAUUCACUGACUGUGGCCACAGAUGAACAGGAAGAUGAAGGUCUUUACACAUGCAGAGCAAUCAAUGACGCUGGAGAAAUAGAGACCAGUGGCAAGCUCUUUUUGCAGGCUGCCCCUCAGUUCCACCCAGGAUUUCCACUGAAAGAAAAAUAUUAUGCAGGAUGUGGUACAAGCCUGCGUCUACAUGUUGUAUAUAUAGGACGUCCAAUACCACAGAUCAUGUGGUUCUAUGGCAAAAAACCACUAAAACCAUCUGACGGUGUCAUCAUUGAAAACACUGAGAGUUAUACCCAUCUAGUCGUCAGGAAUGUGCAGCGCAAGACAAACGCAGGAAAAUAUAAAGUCCAAAUCAGCAACAUAUUUGGCACUGUUGACACUGUACUUAAUGUUGAAAUUCAAGAUAAACCUGCUAUUCCCGAAGGACCAAUUGUUGUUGAUACUGUAUUGAAGAGCUCUGUGAUCAUCAGCUGGAAAUCACCAAAAGAUGACGGUGGAUCAAUGAUAACAAACUACAUAGUGGAGAAGCGUGAAGCAAAGGAAGGCGAGAAAUACAAUCUGGUAUCAUCAUCAAUCUCUGGUACAUCUUGUAGAGUUCCAAAUCUCAUUGAAAGUGCUGGAUAUUACUUCCGUGUUUCUGCACAAAACCAAUAUGGCAUCAGUGAGCCACUGGAGAUUCCUUCUGUUGUCAUUAUUAAGAGUCCAUUUGAAAAGCCUGGAGUUCCCCAUCAACCUGUUGUUACUGGUGUAACAACAGAUUCCUGUAUUGUGUCAUGGAAGCCACCUACAAGUGAUGGAGGUGCAAAGAUAAAAAAAUAUUACCUUGAGAAGCGAGAGAAGAAACAGAACAAAUGGAUUGCAGUAACAACUCAUGAAAUACCUGAGCCAGUGUACACGGUGACAGGCCUUAUUGAAGGGUUUGAAUAUGAAUUCCGUGUCAAGUGUGAAAAUCAGGCUGGAGAGAGUGAAUGGAGUGAAAUAUCAGAACCUGUUAUUCCAAAAUCAGAUGCAGCAAUUCGUCCUCCUAGCUUUAAGGAAGAACUGAGAGACAUGAGUGUAAAAUACAGGAACAACGCUACUUUUGUUUGCAAGGUAACUGGGUAUCCCAAGCCUGUGGUCAAAUGGUACAAGCGUGGCAAAGAAAUUCUUCCUGAUGGACAGAAAAUCAGAGUGCAGGAAUUCAAAGGUGGUUAUUAUCAACUUGUCAUCUCUGCUGCUGAUGAGGAGGAUGCUACAGUCUACCAAAUCAGGGCUACAAACCAGGGGGGAUCUAUUUCAACAACUGUCACACUGGAUGUUGAAGUUCCUGCCAAGAUUCACCUGCCAAAACAUCUGCAAGGCAUGGGGGCUGUGCAUGCCCUUCGUGGUGAAGUGGUUAGCAUCAAGAUUCCCUUUAGUGGCAAGCCUGAUCCAGUAAUCACAUGGCAGAAAGGACAAGAAAUCAUUGACAACAGUGGAUACCAUCAAGUGAUUAUCACAAGAUCCUUCACAUCACUUGUCUUCCCUCAUGGAGUUCAGAGGAAAGAUAGUGGUUUCUAUAUAAUCCAUGCCAAAAACAGAUUUGGUGCUGACCAACAGACAGUUGAACUUGAGGUUGCAGAUGUACCUGAUCCACCAAAAGAUAUCAAAGUCAGUGAUACAUCCAGAGAUUCCAUCACUCUCAAUUGGAGUGCCCCUGCUAAUGAUGGUGGGAGUCAAAUCACUAACUAUAUUGUGGAAAAGUGUCCCACCACUUCUGAUAGAUGGAUACGUGUUGCUCAGACCCAGGCAACUCAAUACACUGUAAUUAAUCUGUAUGGAAAGACAAAAUACCAGUUCCGUGUUAUUGCUGAAAACCAGCAUGGACAGAGUGAAGCAUCACAACCAACUGAGCCUGUGUCAAUGAAGCAGGAUAAAUCCAUAAUCCGAAAUUAUGAUGAGGAAGUUGAUGAAACAAGACAAAUCACAACUGAGGAAGCACUGUUUUCAAACAUCAAGAAUCUGUCGGCCAAGUACACAAUGUGUGAAGAGCUUUCACAUUCACAUUUUGGUAUUGUUCACCGCUGUAUCGAAAAGAGCUCCAAAAAGACAUUCAUGGCCAAAUUAAUUAAAGUGAAAGGUUCUGAUCAGGAACUGGUGAAUAGAGAAAUUGCAGCACUCAAUGUGGGUCGACACAAGAACCUGUUAUAUCUUCAUGAAUACUUUGAGAGUCGUGAAGAAUUUGCCUUGAUCUAUGAGUUCAUCUCAGGUGUAGACAUAUUUGAACGUCUUGGAACGGCCAAUUUUGAGCUCACUGAAUUUGAAAUUGUGAGGUACAUAAAACAGGUGUGUGAGGCUCUGAAGUUUUUGCACAGUAAGGGCUUUGCUCAUUUUGAUAUCAAGCCUGACAACAUAGUAUACUCUACAAGAAAAAGCACAAACAUCAAGAUCAUUGAGAUGGGCCAGUCUAGACACUUGACACCUGGAGAAAACAUAAGAAUUCAGUUCACUGCACCUGAAUAUUGUGCACCUGAAAUCCAUCAGCAUGAUAUGGUCAGCACAGUUACUGACAUGUGGUCAGUCGGUGUAUUAGCAUAUGUGCUUCUCAGUGGAUUGAAUCCAUUUGCAGCUGAGUCUAACCAGAAAAUGAUUGAGAAAAUUUCAAGUGCGGAAUACAGCUUUGACAGUGAAGCAUUCAAGGACAUUAGUCUUGAAGCUAUGGACUUUGUGGACCGACUUCUAAUGAAAGAUCGCAAACAUCGUAUGACUGCUGCUGAAGCAUUGGAACAUCCUUGGCUGAAGUUGAAAACUGAACAUCUCAGCACCAAAGUCAUAAAGACCUUGAGACACAGACGGUACUACCAGACCUUGAUGAAGAAAGAAUGGAAUUUUGUCAUUUCUUCAGCUCGCAUUGCUUAUGGUGGUGCAUAUAGAAGUCAGCGAGGUGUCUCAAUUGGAAAGGUAAAGAUUGCACCAUCUGCAUAUGGUGUAAAAGCCGGACAGAUCAUGCAUGGUGUUGCUGAAGAAGGUGGACAUGUCAAAUUUGUCUGCAACAUUGAGAACUAUGACAGCAGCACAGAGGUAACUUGGUACUGUGGAGUUAGACAACUUCAAGCAAGUGACAAGUAUGAAAUAAGCUACGCAGAUGGAGUGGCUAUCAUAUAUGUCAAAGACAUUAAUAGCUCAGAUGAUGGUGUCUACAGAUGCAAAGUUGUCAAUGAAUAUGGUGAAGACAGUGCCUAUGCGGAGCUCUUUGUGGAAGAAGUCAGAUCAUAUCGUGAGUACUUUAUGGGCAGAACAGUUAAGAAGGUGAAACGCAGAGUAGAUACAACAAGACUACUCCAGAGACCACCUGAAUUUACUUUGCCCCUAUUCAACCAGACUGCUUAUAUUGGUGAAGAUGUACGCUUUGGUGUUACCAUAACAGUGCACCCAGAACCUAAUGUAAUUUGGCUAAAAUCUGGACAAAGAAUCAGACCAGGGGACAACGACAAUAAAUACACAUUCAUAAGUGACAAGGGUCUUUAUCAGCUUGUCGUUCACAAUCUUGAGCAAGAGGAUGAUGCAGAAUAUACUGUUGUAGCUCAUAACAAAUUUGGGGAAGACAGUUGUAAGGCACGCCUCACUGUUAUACCUCACCCCAUCACCGAAGACACACUGAGGCCAAUGUUCAAGCGCCUACUUGCAAAUGCAGAAUGCAAUGAAGGCCAGAGUGCCCGUUUUGAAUUGAGGUUGUCGGGAACACCUGCACCUACCCUGAAGUGGGAGAAAGAUGGUAAGCCUUUGGUAUUCAGUCAGAAAGUUGAAGUUAUUCAAGAAGACGUGGAUUAUCAUGUCUUGCAUAUCAGAGAAACUCUUCCAGAAGAUUCUGGCACAUACAGAGUCAUUGCAACCAACUCAGCUGGAUCAGCAAGUUGUCAAGCUACACUGAAGGUUGAGCGUGUCACCUAUACAAAGCGAGAGUAUAAGAGUCAGGAAGAGAAAGAAAGAUAUGUCCAGAAACAAAUUGACAAGACAUAUAAAUUGGCUCAACACUUUUCAUCCACUGAAGUUACUUCACUUAACCUUGUGGCACAAGAGGCUUUGAGAGAAGCUUCAAUUCUGUACAUGCCAGCAGUAAGCACUAAGAAUGUGCAAGGUGAAUUUGACAUUGAAGAAGAAAAGGAGGUAAAGAAAAUUAGGGUGGAAGAAAAGAGAAUUCGAAUGCCAUAUGAAAUUCCAGAACCAUCUAAACAUGCUGCAGGUGCUCUUGGGGAAGACAUGGACAUCAAACAUUUUGUGCCAUUGUCUGAAAUGAAAUGGUACAAGAAACUUCGUGAUCAGUAUGAAAUGCCAGAGCGUAUGCAGAGGAUUGUACAAAGGCGACAAAAGCGCAUUCGUUUGUCCAGGUGGGAACAGUUUUAUGUUGUGCCUCUUCCAAGAAUCACUGAUCAAUAUAAGCCAAGAUGGCGCAUUCCAAAGAUUUCUCUAGAUGAUCUAGAAACGGUAAGACCAGCCCGGCAUCAUACACCUUCUGAAUCUGAGGCCUCUUAUAGAGUGCGAAGAAGGUCCCUGGGUGAUCUCUCAGAUGAAGAUCUGCUCAUUUCUGUAGAGGACUACUUGUCAAUGAAGAGAUCUGAAGAAGAAAAGCUUCAGCUUGAGGAAGAGCUUGAGCUUGGCUUCUCUGCUUCCCCUCCUAGACACUGCCCUAUCUGUUUUGAAUUAGAUUCUCUACGCCAACUAUCACCAAUACAGAUGACAUAUGAUGAAGCUGAGAAAACACAAGUCUCAAGAAAAGAAAAAGAGAUGCGUGUUUCAUCAUCUGAAGAAGUAAUGAAAACAACUGAACAACGCCGUGUCGCAUCUUCCUCUGUUUCCCAUUACUUGAGAAGGAGGAGAUCACUGUCUCCCACCUAUAUUGAAUUGAUGCGCCCUGUUUCUGAACUAAUAAGAAAACCACGAGUAUUCCGUACUUCAGAAGCUGAGGAUGAAGCUGUGGAGAGGAGAUCACCAACCCCUGAGAGAACACGUCCCCGUUCCCCUAGUCCCAUUUCCACAGAGAGAUCCUCCAGGUCAUCCUCAAGAUUUGAGAGAUCUGCAAGAUUUGAUAUCAUGGCCAGAUAUGAGGCAAGAAAAGCUGCUCUGAAAUCUGAAAGGAAAUAUGAGGUUGUGUCUCAGCAGCCUUUUAGUCUUGAUCAUUCCCCACGCAUAACUGUGCGAAUGCGCUCCCACCGUGUGCCAUGUGGUCAAAAUACUAAAUUCACCCUCAAUGUCCAAUCAAAGCCAGAAGCUGAAAUCAGAUGGUUCCAUAAUGGUGAGCAUAUUCAAGAGAGUAGCAAAUAUCGUUUUAUAAAUAUGAGUGGAGUUUUGACUCUCCAGAUUAUUGACUGCCAGGCAGAGGAUAGUGGGACAUACCGUGUUCUCUGCAUGAACUCCAAGGGAGAAGCUUCUGACUAUGCCACUCUGGAUGUUUCACGAGGAGAGUAUUCCACAUUUUCCUCUCGUCGUAAAGAUGAGGAUGUUCCUUCACCAUUUGUUCCUGACAUAACAAAAACUGAUUUUUACCAUGUGUCUUCCUACAAGAGAGCUUCUUCAUCUGAAACACGCUUAGUAGUUCAAGAAACUAAAUCAAAGCUGACUGAAACACAUGAAGCUGCUGUUUAUGAAAAAUAUGCAUCAUCUGAGAAAAAAGUGGAGGCUUUAGAAGCCACAGUUGAGGAAGUAACUGUGCAUAAGAAAGUGAAGACUACUCUACCAGCCAGAAUACUUUCAAAGCCACAGUCUCUUACAGUAUCAGAAGGCGAGUCUGCCAGGUUUGCAUGUGACAUUGACGGUGAGCCAGCCCCCAGUGUUACUUGGAUGCAUGAAGGAAAAGAAGUUGUUUCUUCCCAUCGGCACCUUGUAACUACCACGCAGUACAAGUCUACUUUUGCAAUUUCUUCUGUUGAGUCAACUGAUGAAGGAAGCUACAUAGUAGUUGUAGAGAAUUGUGAGGGCAAACAAGAGGCACAGUUCAUCUUAUCCAUCCGCAAAGCAACACCAAAAGAGAAAGUCAUUACUUCACCACCAAGCAUAAAGUCUCCAGAGCCAAAGGUGAAAUCUCCAGAGGUUACAACUACAAAGUCACCAGAACCUCAUGUCAAGACAGUUAAGUCUCCUGAGCCAGAAACCCCACCACCAACGGUUAAAUCUCCUGAACCCAGAGUGAAAUCUCCAGAGAUUAAGUCUCCUGAACCCACAGUGAAAUCUCCAGAGAUGAAGUCUCCUGAACCAAAAGUGAAAUCUCCAGAGCCCAGAGGGAAAUCUCCAGAGAUUAAGUCUCCUGAACCCACAGUGAAAUCUCCAGAGCUGAAGUCUCCGGAACCCACAGUGAAAUCUCCAGAGCUGAAGUCUCCUGAACCCAAAGUGAAAUCUCCAGAGCCCAGAGGGAGAUCUCCAGAGAUUAAGUCUCCUGAACCCAAAGUGAAAUCUCCUGAACCCAAAGUGAAAUCUCCUGAACCCAGAGUGAAAUCUCCAGAGAUUAAGUCUCCUGAACCCAAAGUUAAAUCUCCAGAGCUCAAAUCUCCUGAACCCAGAGUGAAAUCUCCAGAGCCCAGAGUAAAAUCUCCAGAGCCCAGAGUGAAAUCUCCAGUGCCCAGAGUGAAAUCUCCAGAGGUCACAAGUCCUAUGUCCCCAGAACCUCGCAUCAAGUCACCUGAGGGAAUCAAAUCUCCGAGGAGAAUUAAGUCUCCUGAACCAGUAGCCUCCCCCCAGCGGGUUAAAUCUCCACCACCGAUCAAGUCACCCACUCCUCAGAAAGUGGAUAUGCCCCCAAAGAUUGUUCAUCACCUCAAGGUGGAAGCCUGUGAAGAUAAAGUGAAGAUGUUCUGUGUGGCUGAAAGCAGAGUGAAAGAAGUAGUAUGGUACAAGGAUGGAACAAAACUUACACAGAGUAGUCAUCGUACUCUCCAUAGUGCUGCUGAUGGCACAUGCAGUCUCAUUAUCCAGGAACUAAGUCAGAAAGACCAGGGUGAAUAUUCCUGUGAAAUCAUUUCAGAAGGUGGGGUCUCAAGAACAUCAUUUUCAUUUGUUGGCCAAGUCUAUCAAACAAUUUUUGAAAAGAUUACAACUUUCCUGGAGACAAAGACAGCCAUCCAAAAACUGGCAAUGCAGUCGGCCUCCCAUACAAAAACUGAACAAACUGCAAAAAAGGAAAAGGUUCAGGAAGAUGUCCUUACUACUCUGGCUAAAGAAUCUGCCAAAAUGGUGCAUAUGGAGAAAAGUGCAGCUACCAGCAGCAUGCAUGAAAGUUUCUCUUCAGCCCACAUGACUUCCUCAGUACAAGAAGCCUCCUUCAGCAGCUCCAGUACAAGUGAAGUAAAAUUUUCAAGCAUGUCUGCAGCUAGUAUGUCUUCCAUUACAUCUGAGUCAUUAUUAAGCAUGAGUUCCAGCAGCAGUAGUAUGAUGGAAAUGUCAAGUCAUUCACAAAUCGAGGGGUCUUCUAUGAGAGGCAUUACUCACCGUAUUCAAGGUACACCACCAAAAAUUGAAGCUCUCCCUGAAGACAUCAGCAUUGAGAAAGGAAAAGUUCUUACAGUAGCCUGUGCUUUCUCUGGGGAGCCAAAGCCAGAUAUUGAGUGGACACGCAUGGGGAGAAAACUGCCUGGUGAAGGGGAAAGUGAUCGGUUCCACAUUGAGACCACAGAGGACCUCACAACCCUCAUAAUCACCAAUGUCAAAGAAAAUGAUGCUGGACUCUAUACUCUCAAACUUUCCAAUGAGCUGGGAUCUGAUACUGCAACGGUUAACAUCAGCAUUCGGUUAAUGUAAAAAAAUUAUAAUUGAUAUCCUUCCCCUUUCCCUCCUUCAGUGCCUUUUUAUUUGCUAAAAUACUCUACAUAAUAGAGACAGAGUUCUGUUCUUGUAAAUAUGAACUAUUUUUAUACCAAACUUGACAUUAAUUUAUGCCAAACUAGACUAAAGUCUAAAAGUUGUUAUAAAAUGUGCCAUAUUGGAUAAUUAUGACUUAGGAUUUUUGAUCCAUUUUUCUGUGACAUGUACAUAAUGUAUAUAGCCGAAUUUACCGGUUAUGGAAAAUGUAUGCAUUGUUAUUUGAGACAAUAUUAACUGAAACUAAUGGAACUAAAUGUUUAUCAGGAGAAAGUUUCACAUGAAACGAAUACCCUGAAAAACCUGAAACAAAACUAUGUGCCUCAACAAUAAGUUGAAGUCUUAAGAUUGCCUCAACAGGUAGAGAGGCUCCCUGUUGAAGUUUUACUAUAUUUGAGAGACAAUGUUAUGCACUGUACAUUUGUAUGUGCAUUAAUAUUACCAUACUCAUAUGAAUUGUUACAUGAGCAUAAGACCUUGAGUGCUGUUUGCAUUUACCCUCAUGUAAGCAGCACAACUAGGCCUUGUGUUCAGACUGACUAUGUCAUACUACUAUUUUAUUGACAUGCUCAAAGUGCGAGCGGCCUGCACUUUGGCAACUAUUUAUUUUAUGUGCACUAUUGCUGGCAAAGGACUGCUUGAAUUGGAUUUCUUAAAAAAUAACAUCACCUGGCCAUUAUGUUCUGUAAGUCAUUCAAGUACUUCUUUGCAGAAACAGUGCCACUUCUCGGAGGCCUGCUUGGGUGCAUUGUGUUUGAGUGUGUCUGUGUGUUAGAUUUAGGAUUUCACCUUGUCAGUAGUCUGGGCUGCAGUAAAGUAUGUGUACCACAGUGACAACACCUGCUGUGCUAAAGAAACAAAUGCAUUAAUUGCAUGCCCUACACUUUGGUUUUAUUGAAAUUAUAACUGUAGGAUUACCUAUAUAUGCAGCCUCCUUGAAAUUUAUUAAUUACUGAUUUAAUAAAGCAUGAUUUAAGAACCUAAAAA